AUGAGUAAGUGUGUGGGAUUUUGUAUUUAUUUAUUUUGGGCAGUGGGAAGGCAGAUAUAUGGUGAAUUAAAUAUUAAUUUAUUGGAACCUAAGGAAAGACCAGGUGCCUAACAUUUAUUGGAGGGGGGUGUCUCUUAUUUCCAAUGUUAUUUGGAUGAUGUCGGUAGCAGAAACAUUUUUUUAAAAAAAUUGUAUUUACAGUAAGACAAAUUAAGGAUCAGCAAAUGAGAUACCUAUAAAAUAAAUAACAAAUAUCAAGAGAUUUAAACAUUGCAACAAAGUUUUGACUGUUAGUGAGCUACUACAGCUGUUAUGGGGGUAGUGUUGUGUGUGUGUGAUGCAUUUUUGUAUGAAUGUGGCACUGCUAUAGUGUCUUUAUGUUUUUAAAUAUGUCAUUAUCCCCUUGGAGACUUUCGUUUAGCAGGCUAUUUAAAAAGUCAAGUAAACAAACAAAAGUGAUCAGAAGCGAAAACCGGAAAAUAUAACUUUGUCGCCAGAACCGCAGCAUGCUAUAAUGUUUACAAAUUACAAAGUAGAAAGCACUUGGGCACAUGUAUCUGGGGAGGGUUUUUCACAACUGAGGGGGCCACUGUGGAAAAGACCCUUUCUCUUGCAGCCAUCUGCAAUAUCCCAGUUGAUGGGGAGCACCUGGAAAAGGACUUCGGAUGAUGAUCUCAAGGCCUGGGCAGCUCAUAUUCCACAGGGGGUGGUCUGAAAACAUGGGAGGCCACCACCUAGCUGAAGCUAAGCAGGUACAGGUGUGCUCAGUUGGGUGACCGCCUGGGAAUCACAUUUGUGCUGCCUUUGAUCCCAUGACAAAAGAAAGGCAGGAUAUAAACGUAAGAAUUCAUUUCUUACAAGCUUUUCGAACUAAAAAGCUCCCAAGGGCUUUUGAAGGUCAAAACCAGCAAUCGGACUUGGAAAUGGACCCAAAGUCACAGAUGAUGAUAGAAAAUAGGCGUAACAGGCUCGUGGUGCCUGGUCCCAGUUUCCUGGCAGCUAUACUGUGCAGUUUUCAAAGGCAGUGUUGCAGAAAUCCAAAACAGAAAAUUAUAUAUGUGGAGAGAUGCGAAUGCCCUUGAAACACUGCAGAAACGGCUGGGUGUUCUUCAUAACCGCCUUUGCUCGUUCCCUUAUUCUUACUACAUGCAAAAUCUUUCAUACUCCUUCAAAAUAAAAAGCAAGUAUUUUCGAGCAGCGCUAACCCAUUCCCCCCCACCUGCUCCCAAACUCAGCUCUUUUGAAGGAGGAGACAGCCUCCUUCUGCCUGCACAAGGUCACCCCAAUGUCCCCUUGCUCUUUUGAUGCCUAAAACAUCUCCUCUUCUGGCUGCUUUCGAAUGAGACUGAACCGGACCUCAUUAUUUCUGCCUAGCUUCUCGAAAUGCUCCUGUUACUGGCACAAGCCUCCAAGGGUUGUGAGAGGCCGUUUCUGCUCCUGGGUUUGCUUCUGUUCUGUGUGUGUGUGUGUGGUCUUUGUUGUAUUAAUGGAUUCAAACUGUGAAAUGCCCGCUUUGUUCCCCUGGGCAUUGUUCUUCAGUUCUUGUCUUGACCUUUCUUCUUCUGCUGAGAGGAAACAUUAGUCUAAUUGUGAAGCUAUCUUGCUUGACUUUAAAGCACUAUCUCCUGGGAAGGUUAAUCUCUCAUUUUUGCCCCCCCCCCUUCUCUCUCCUUUCCUCCCUUUAAAGAUUCAUCUUCUAACUACAUCAGACAACUUGAAACAAAAGUCAAGCUGCUAGAGGACGACAAUAAACUUCUCUCUCAGGUAGGUGGGCUUUCGAAAGCAUGUGUCGCUACCCUGGUUCCCCCUUCCGGCAGAGCAACGGCGGGUGUGGACCAAGAGGGACCUGAAUUUUGACAGGAACGUACCUUCACUGGCUGACAGAAGAUCCGACCAGCUUCCUUGCUUCGCUAAGCAUAAACUGAAUUUUGAAACUCUGAAAUUGAAAACAGUUAAUCUAUUUUCACACCAUUAUUAUUAUUAUUAUUAUUAUUAUUAUUACUACUACUACUACUAUUACCUGGGACAGGGCCAUGCAACCCAAAGAAAUGAGGUGGGAGGGAGAAGGAGAGAGAUAAGGGAACAGCACCCCCAUCCCAGCAGCUAAAUGGGCUGGCAGCUGAAUAUUAUUUCAGUACUGGAAACGGGAUAGUGUCCUCCACCCCACUCUUGCUAAUGGAGGUCCACAGCUCCGUCAGCCAAGGUGCUGAGGAGGACAGCAGGGAGCUUUCCCUGCUGCCCCCCACCAUCCCCACAUUUUCCACUUGAGGCAGUUGCUUCACUCAGUUAGGCCUGGCUCUGCUCACUGCUGUACUAUAUUCUAGAUCAGGAGUGGGGUACCUUGGGACCUCUGAACUACAACUUCCAUCAGGCUUGUGACUGGGGAUGAUGGGAAUUGUAGUUCAGCAACAUCUGGGGGGGGCAAGGGUUCCCCACAUCUGUUCCAGUUAAGAAUGAAACUGCCGUAUUUUCCGCUCUAUAAGAUGCACCAGACCACAAGACGCACCUAGUUUUUGGAGGAGGAAAACAAGAAAAAAAAUAUUCUGAAUCUCAGAAGCCAGAACAGCAAGAGGGAUCACUGCGCAGUGAAAGCAGCAAUCCCUCUUGCUGUUCUGGCUUCUGGGAUAGCUGAGCAGCCUGCAUUCGCUCCAUAAGAUGCACACACAUUUCCCCUUACUUUUUAGGCGGGAAAAAGUGAGUCUUAUAGAGCAAAAAAGACGGUAACUUCUUGGUCCUCUGGAGUGAGUAUAUUGUAUAAGACAUUGUUUUGAAGCAAGGGUUGUGGCUGUCUCUUAAAUUUUAAAGGAUUGAACUGGCUGAGCUCUGCGUAUCUUAGGAACAUGUCUCACUAUAUAAACCUUCCCCCCCCCCUUUAAGAUCCUCCCAAGAACCCCCUGCUGCUUCAGAUGCCUCAAAGGCAAAAUAUUUGUCAUUUGCGUCACCUACAGAGGAAACCCUCCACAAUUGCUAUGAAUGUCCCCACUUUUUCCUAUUAGUUUUAAUGCUUAUUUUAAAGUUAUAAUGCUAUAUUUUAAUGUUUCACUUUAUUAGUUCUGUGCUGUAAGUAUGUCACUACGCCAGAUUGAAUGUAGCCAAUUUUUAUUUUAAUGUAAUCUGCCUCGGAGAUAACUAGGUGUAAAUGGAGGAGACAGCUAUCUGAAAUGACGAAAAGAAAUCCCCAUUGCACCACAGAGGAGUCCAAGGCUUGUUCUGGAACACUGAGUAAUGUUUUUAUGUGGCACAUCCAUGACCAAAGGGACAUGGGAAACCUCCUUAUGCUAGGUCAGAUCUUUGCUCCACAGAGCCCAAAGCUAUCUUCUUGAAGUGGCACUGAAUCACCCAAGGUUUAGGGUGCCACUUCCAGCCUUCUGAGUUCCGAUAGAAGUACAGUGGUACCUCGGGUUACAGACGCUUCAGGUUACAGACUCUGCUAACCCGGAAGUAGUACCUUGGGUUAAGAACUUUGCUUUAGGAUGAGAACAGAAAUCGCGCAGCGGCGUGGCAGCAGCAGGAGGCCCCAUUAGCUAAAGUGGUAUCUCAGGUUAAGAACGGUUUCAGGUUAAGAACAGAAUGAAGUUCUGUUCAUUCUGUUCAUUUGAGGUACCACUGUAUGUUCUAUUGCGAUUAAUGGUGCUUACUCCCCAAAUAAUCUGUGAGAGGUUGGCAUGUAAAGUUCUUGCAAUGUGCUGAAAUGCAGGGGCUGAUGGGUAGUUUUAGCCUGGAACUUUGAAAUUCCGAGUCACAUGUUCCAGUAGUAAUUAUUGUCAGAUGCUUUUAUUUUUAUUUCAAGGAAGCCAAGUUAUUAUCACUAAAAUAAAAAAAUAAAAAACAAGUAGAUGGGCUCUUUUGGCAGUGUGGCCUGUUGCCAGGCAACAAGCCAUGGAUUGGAUCGUGGUGACUGGCUCCCUGUUCAAUAUGCCCUUGGCCUGACUUCUUCCUGCUUUGUGUGUGCUGCACAAAAAAACACCAGAGGGUACUUGAUCUGUUUACCCUCCCCCCACCCUUUUUUUAACAUAUACACGAGGUCAAAAGCAGGAUCAAUAACUAAUAGUUGAAAAGUGCACGAGCAAUUAAAAAAACAAGCAAACAGCAAUUUUCCCUGUUCUUCUCCAUAGCAGGUGAUGUUCCUUCUACAAUUGGGCCUCUGAGAUUAGGGAACCGCUGAAGAAAUGUUCCAGUUGGAAUUUAGCAGAUUUGUUUGUUUAUUUGUUUAUUUUAUACCAAAUCUGGCCUUUUGUGUUAAAGCACUCUUAAAAAAACAAAGAAACCCAGAAAACAAAAAGGCUGGUUAACAAUUUCAAGCCAUAUCAGAUGGGGGGCGGGUAGGGGGAACCUUUGCUGACACAGAUUGUCACAUAGACAAUGGAGCAAAUUUGUUUUCUUCUGCCUAGCCCUAGAGCCUUGGCCAACCUGUCGCCCUCCAAUGUGGUUGGACUACAACUCCCAUCAGCCCCUGCCAGCACACUUGUUUUCAGUUAACCUAACACAAUUAAAAGGGGGGAACGCCAAUAAUAAGUAGGUAGGCUGGGACCACUCUUUAAAACAACACCUUUUAAAAGAACUAGGUUGGUCAGGCCCCAGAUUCCAUCCUUGAGAAAUCAAAGAACCCCAUCUAGAAAAGAAGGGGCUUUGUAGUUAGUCUCGUUAUCAAAAUAAUAAUUACCCCACUCCCAAAUAAUUGAAAGCAUGCAGAUCUAAAACGGAUAGCCUGACAAAUGUACAUCAACAGUACCUCUAACAGCAGGCAUGGCAGGUUCAAAGGAACCUCUGGAAUGUAUCCUUCUAUUCACACGAGACUAGCAUUCUGCCUUCUCAUGUGUUGAAAGACUGCAGAGAUGUCAGGAAGUGUGGAAGGACGAGGUGCAUUGAGAAAUCCUUUGCUAACUUAAUUUCGCUCUCUUCUCAAGGAGACAUAAUGGGAGCCUUGACGCAUCACAGAGCAUCAACUGAGCAGGUCAAGUGACUUGUUCCUGAGAGAGGCUUCUGGUAGCAAAGGGUCUUUCAGGGGGUGGGGGUUAUUUGCAACAGGAACACUUUUAAAAAAACAAAACAAAAAGCUUGCAGUAUAGUUUUCAGCCGGAAGAUUGAAUUUCCUUAGAUGAAGCAGUAUUUUGCUUCUGUGUUUAGAAGCUGGAAAGAUGCCAGGUAGCCUUCCAUAAUCACCAGCGAGUCACUAAUCUCUUAAUGCAUGGGCAUUUGUUAGGACCUCAGAUUUCAUCACUCCGGGGGCCUUGUCUACACAACUUCCUAGCAGCGAACUUACCAAAAGUCACUGAAUGUCAGCAUUCAAGGGUAAAAGUGUGCUGGGAUCAGGCUCCGGUUCAGCCGGUGAUCUUGUGAGCACCCAGCUAUUCCAGGGGAAAUUUGUCAGCUUUGAAGAAAACCAUCUAACACAGCGGUUCUCAACCUGUGGUUCCCCAGAUGUUGUUGGACUACAACUCCCACCAUCCCUGAGCUCUGGCCUUGCUAGCUAGGGGUGAUUGGAGUUGUAGUUCAACAACAUCUGGGAACCCACAGGUUGAGAAAGACUGCAUUAUAGUCUAGGGUCUGGGGAAAUAUAGGAUGGGGGACACCUGACUUACUAGCAGUACAUGUGAAAAGGUUCUAAGGGUCUUGGUGGACCACAAACCUAACAUGAGUCAACAGUAUGAUGCAGCAGGGAGAAAAAGCUAAUGCUAUUCUAGGCUGCAUCAACAGAAGUGUAGUGAGGGAAGUAAUAGUACUACUCUAUUCUGCCUUGGUCAGAACACAUCUGGAAUACUGUUUCCAAUUCUGGGCACCACAGUUUAAGAAAGAUGUUGACAAGCUGGAACGUGUGCAGAGGAGGGCAACCAAGAUUGUCAAGGGCUGGAAACCAAGCCUUAUGAGGAACAGUUGAAGGAGCUGGGUAUGUUUAGCCUGGAAAAGAGGAGACUGAGAGGGGAUAUGAUAGCCAUCUUCAAAUAUCUCAAGGGCUGUCACAUGGUGGAUGGAGCAAGCUUGUUUUCUCCUGCUCCAGAGGGUCAGACUCGAACCAGUGGCUUCAAGUUGCAAGAAAGGAGAUUCCGACUAAACAUCAGGAAAAACUUUCUGACAGUAAGAAAAGAAAAAGAAAAGCUUUUUGACAGUGAAACGGGCUCUCUCGAGAGGUUGUAGACUCUCCUUCCUUGGAGGUUUUUAAGCAGAGGUUGGUUGGCCAUCUGUGCUGGAAGUUUCAGUUGAUAUUCCUGAAUUGCAGGGGGUUGGACUAGAUGGCUCCUGGGGUCCCCUGGACUGUUUCUAUUGCACAAGAGGGGUUGGGUGGGAUAGCAAAUUCUGACCCUGAAUUCAUUCGUGCAGACUAAGUCUAAAGCAUGCUGCUUUCACAUGAUGGUGCACGACUGCUGUCCGCUCUUCAUGUAUUCCUACUGAAUAUUGCAGAAAACCCCAUUAAGCAGAGGCAGCAGCCACAGAGCAGCCUGGUUCUGUGGACUGAGCCCUUUAUCUGUGCAGCUCAGUCCUGCGCAGGAAGACAUCUAAAAAUAGUAUUGUGCUAACGCGUUUACCUCACUGGUUUGUCAUGUUCAAUUCGGGGAGAAAUCGCAGAUGAGUCACAGCAAAUUUCAUUCUUUAGAACUAUAAAAUGCACGUCGCUGUCUGUGGUUUUUCUCUUCCGUGCUCCCUGUAGUUCCCACCUUGCAGGUUGAGAAACAAGGCCAGGCUUCCCAUUCCGCUGGGGGCUUUACAUCACUACUGGCAAGGGGCAUAGCUCACUGGUAGAACACACGUGCUACAGGCUCAGGUCCCAGCAUCUCCAGGGAGGGAAGAAACCCUGUAUAAAAUCUUGGAGAGCCACUGCCAGUCAGCACAGUCGGUGCUGUAGUCUUCUGCCUCCUCACUGUAGGGCAGCAUCCUAUGUCCCAUGAUGUUCAGCGCAAGGACCAUUUCCAGCCACAGAUUUGGGGAGUGUCAUGUUUGUCAUUGUAAAAUAAAGAAGCGAACUUGUAGGACAGCAAAUUAAUAAUAAUAAAAAUAAAUUUAUUUAUACCCCGCCCUCCCCGGCCAGAGCCGGGCUCAGGGCAGCUAUCACCAAUAAAAUUACAGUAAAAACAUAAUGGGGGAGGGGACAAUUUAAAAUACAGGUUAAAAUGCAAUUUAAAAUGCAGCCUCAUUUUAAAAGUAGCCCAUAGAUCAAGACCAUAAGGGGAGGGAAACAUAAGGGUCAAACUGAGUCCAAACCAGAGUGGAACAGCUCUGUCUUGCAGGCCCUGCGGAAGGAUGUCAAGUCCCGCAGGGCCCUAGUCUCUUGUGACAGAGUGUUCCACCAAGUCGGGGCCAGUACUGAAAAGGCCCUGGCCCUAGUUGAGACCAAUCUAACCACCUUGCGACCUGGGGCCUCGAAAAUGUUGUCAUUUGUGGACCAUAAGGUCCUCCGCGGAGCAUAUCAGGAGAGGCGGUCCCGUAGGUACGUGGGUCCUAGGCCGCAUUGACAUUUAUUUAUUUUACUAUGAAAAAGGAAGAGGCAGCAUGCCUCUGAAUGCCAAAUGCUGGGAAUCACGAGUGGGGAGUUUGCUGUUGCAUUCUGGCUUGCGGGCUUCCCAUAGGCAUUGAGGUUUGCUGCUGUGGGAAGAGGACGCUGGACUAGAUGGGCCACUGGCUUGAUCCAGCAGCGAUCCUUCAGAUGUUCUUAGGAUACAUUUGAUAUUUCUCACUACAGCUCCCAGAAUGUCCUUUUCUGCACGGCACUUAGAUAUUGCUGGUGUUAAAGAGAUACAAGAAAGCGCUGUUAGAACCAUACAACCAUAGAUUUGCAGAGUUGGAAGGGACCACAACAGUUAUCAUCCAGUCCACCCACCUGCAGUGCAGGAUUAUUUUUGCUUGAAACCAUGACCCUGAGAUUAAGAGUCUCAUGGCCUGCCUGAGCCACUCUGAACAUUCAGUAAUAGUAAUGCAAAUGAAAGAUGGGACAUUUUGCAUCUUUAAAUUUUGAUACCCUCUGGUCGUGACAGAAGGCGAGUCUUUCCCAUGAUGCACCUGCCAGAACUUUGUUGGGAAACAGUAGCACCAAAGUCCUGCAAUCAUGGGGGUGAUAGACUAUGAAGAAAUGCUGGGAAUAGACCUAUUCAUAUCUAUGGAUUUAAGAUGCUUACAGCAAGUCCAUUGAUAGCAGUGGUUUUAUUCUGAGUAGGGACAACAUCAGAUGUCACACACACAUUGUUUGCUGUAAACUUGCCGAGUGUCGGAUCAAGAAACCUUAAAAAUAGAUUUCACACCUUCUUGUCACCUUAACAAAGUGAACCUGUGCAACACACACACACACCCUUCAGUAAAAAUCUCCAGAGAAGUUCCUAGGCCACGAACAUAACUAUCCUAUCCUAGGUAACAUGAUGGGAGCAACUGUGGCCUAGUGAAACAGGGGUGGGGAAUUUUCUCAGCCCAAGGUCCAAAAUCCACCCAGGACAUUCCAUUCUGAGAGGUGGGGGUCACAUGGUGGGUGGGCUAAGAGGCAGAAGUGAGUGGAGCAAUGACACUGAGUUUUCCCUUUGUACAGUUGGAUACUUUCUGCACACAUCCCUGCGUCCCUCUCUGCUCUCUAUCCACAAAAGCAAGAGAAAAAUACUACAGUUCAAGAAACCCAUUGCAGCCAAGCAAAAGUGUUCCAGGGUCCAAGGCAGGGGAGUGAUGGCUGUUGUCUGCAGAAAGUGACAAAGCUCAGAGAGAGAGAGAGAGAGAGAUGUAUGUCCUCAUUUGGCCCUGGGCUCCAGAUUCCUCACCUGUGAAGUAAAAUAAGGUCUGCUCUGCUCUUAAGGAGAGUUUGGAGCCUGGUUGUACAACCACUGUACUUAACAGUAGUGAUCACUGGGCAAUUUGUGUGGUGGGCCAUUUCCCUCUGCCAACACGUACAGAAUUGUGAUUGCGUCCUGCCCUUUUUGCAUAAGGUUUCAAGCUUCUCUAAGCUCAAAAUCAAGACUUGAAGGAAGGCGUGUACCGUAUUUUUCACUCUAUAAGACGCACCCGACCAUAAGACACAGCUAGUUUUUAGAGGAGGAAAACAAGAAACAAGAAAGCAACGCAAAGCCUCUUGAGCGAAGAGGCAGGAGCACUCCGGCUCCACUCAGGAGGCUUUGCGGGGCUAUCCCUGAAGCCAGGAGAGCAAGAGGGAUCGGUGUGCACCGAUCCCUCUUGUUCUUCUGGCUUCAGCGAUAGCUGUGCAGCCUGCAUUCGCUCCAUAAGACACACAUGCAUUUCCCCUUACUUUUUAGGAGGGGAAAAGUGCGUCUUAUAGAGCGAAAAAUACGGUAAUUCUUGCUUGUUUCUUCUGAAACAAGUGCAUACGUUUUCAGCCCCUCAGUUUCAGUUUCAUGCGCUCGACUUUGCUCCCAUGCUCAAUAAGGGGAUCGGCUGUCAAAAUAUCAGUGCGUGCUUCUAGCCUCUGUUCAGAACCAGCAUGCCCAGAGGAUUUUCCAGGUCAGAGAUUGCCUCCACGUUCAUUGGUUGUCUCUGACCCGGAAAAAAAGCCCAGAUUUCAGUGGGGCUCACAUUUCAAUGGCAAGCCAGCAAGAUGGGAAAUGGGAAGAAAGUUUGUCACCCAGAUGAUGAAAGGGUUUCCAUCAAAGCUUCGAGUGCCAUGUCCUGCAGUGCUUUUAACAGAUCUGAGAGCUAGGACUUGGUGGGAUUCGCAUUUUUGCAUUUAGUGGAUUCAAGUUGCAUGACUCUUCUUUUUUCUUUUUUGCCUCUGGCUUAGUGCGCUGAACUUGCCACCUGCCACCUCUUGCUCUCCUGAUCAACCCUCUGUGUGAGGCUUGACUCAUUAGCAGGUUGUGUGUCAUGCAAGUAACUUCCACCGUGGGAAAAAACUUCCUGCCGUGUCAGUCCAACACUCUAAAAUGAGACAUAGAGUCCAGUAGCAGCUUAGAAGCUAAGAAGCAUUGCAUUAGUCUGCAGAGGCUUCAUCAGAUGCAUGAAGGGAUAUUCCCAUCUUACAUCAUGAUGCAUUGGUUAAGUUUUUAAGUUGCUACAGCAAGGAUAAGGAACAAAUUAAGGCCAAAGACCUCAUUUCUUCUGGGCUAACUUGGAGGCUAGAUGUCAGCAGUGAGCGGGGUCAGCUCUCUACACGCAUUUCUGCCAGCUGGGAUGCAGGUGGCACUGUGGUCUAAACCACUGAGCCUCUUGAGCUUGCCAAUAGGUCAGCAGUUCGAAUCCACCCAACGGGGUGAGCUCAUAUUGCUCUGUCCCAGCUCCUGCCAUCCUAGCAGCUUGAAAGCACACCAAUGCAAGUAGAUAAAUAGGUACCACUAUGGCAGUAACAUAAACGGUGUUUUCAUGCACUCUGGUUUCCAUCAUGGUGUUCCGUUGCUCCAAAAGUGGUUUAGUCAACCCCAUAGUUGCCUUUAACUGGACGUAGCCUUCCAGGGGUCCUUUACCUUUACCUAUCCAUACCUAUCAGACAUAACACAUGCACCCACAUCCAUUCUCACACAUAGCAGAUAUGUAACACAUAAUUACGUACAUAUUUAUUCAUACGCACGUACACACAGACAAACACAUCCAGACUCUCGCACGCACCCCUAUGUAUAUUUACAAAACAUUUAUAUUUAUAUCCUUUAGGGACCCAGGAGGCAGCUAAUAGCAGCACCUGCUCCCUCCAAUCAUGGAUGCAAUUAAAACAAGCAAUUAAACCACAGUGUAAGCUGUGAGCGAGGAACUUCCAGCCCUGUGGACCCGACCUCUAUUAUUUGGCCCUUGGGACUCUCUCCAGGCCUUCACCAGCCCUGCUGUGCAUCCUCCUUGAGUGCUUUUGCCUGGCUGGAAUGUGGCCUUGAAGUGGGACAAAGCCCCUUGCUUGCCUGGGUGGAGGAUGGAGGAAUGUGUGCAAACCUCUGACUUUUGCAUGGCUGGAAUGUAACUUCCUAUGCGAGCAUUAGAAUCACACCCACUUCUACCUCUGGGCCAGCCCAACCCUCGCAAUACUGUGCACAAGGGGGUGUAGCCCCUAGGCUGAAAAAAAGAUUUCCCACCCUUAAAAUAAGCUGAUAAAUAAUAAAAAUGCAAGAUAUAGUAGAAACGUCCAGUCCGGCAGAACAUUGUUCAGCCUGGUCCUCAAAGUGCUUUGAAUACAGGGGUGUUUUAAUAUGCUCCCGCCUGAUAAUGAUGGAACCAGCUGAACCUCCCUGGGAAGUGACUGCUACAAACUUGCCACCACCACUGAAAAGGCCCCGUCUUAUGUCAAAGGCCCCUUAUGUUGCUAAAAUGGCAAGGGAAGGGGUUCACUUGACUGGAUCGCUCCCUUUGUGGUAGAGCCCCCUCCCACACUGGCUGGACACAACACCAUUUGGCAGCAGGGACUUGUCAUUGUCACCAGGCACAUCCUAAUCUCCUUGUUGUUGAGUGGUGUUUGUGUGAACACCCCCCCACACACACACCUUCACAUAUGAAUUGCAUAAAGAGGUUCCAUGCUAUUACAUGGGUAGCGGGCCUGCCCAUCUGGCAUGGACGUCUGCAGUGGGGAAGCCUACAAGAGAAUCCUAAUGGACAAAGGGCUCCAAUUCCCAGAGAAGUUUACAUGCAUAUAGAUCUGUAGACGUCCUAUUCUGGUCUGACAAAGGAGCCCACAGAGCAAGGCAAGCCAGGAAUUUCAGUACCACAGAGAGCUCCUGAGUGAGCAACUUGUUCCAGCAAUGGUUGAAAGCAAACCGAGCAUUCUGAAGCCUCUGCCUCCCAGACCACCUCUCCUAGGCUGUGCCCCCUUGCGGAGAGCAUAGUUUAUUAAAUAGCCAACCCUUUAGCCAGAAGACGGGCACUCCUAUGCUCUAUGGCCUCCCUACUGUUGCGCUCACUGCACAAAUACUGUGGGAGGUAUUUGGUUCCUCAGUCUCCAAUGAGUUUGGUGCUUUUGGAGGUUGUUCUAGGGACUCCUGUCUGUCAGCCUCAGGCGAAUCUCCAGUAUUAGGCUCAGGGACCUGGAUUUCAUCUGGCUCCUUAGCUGGUGACUCUGUCAUAGUAAGGUUCCCUGCUGCAGAUAUCUGCGCUCAGAAUACUACUACUACUACUACUACUAAUUUAUUUAUACCGCCCUUCCCAGUUCAGAAACUGGGCUCUGCUAACAACAAAUUUAAAACACUUAAUUGAUGCAACCAAAAACAACAUAAAAUACAGUAUAAAACGUGAAUAACAAUAAAUUCAGAAUUCAAAAAUCAAUUUAGGGGGAAAAUCCAUUCAAUAAACAUUAGAUGAUCAUCACGGCUAGCUGGCUAAAUUAGUCCUAUUUGGGCCAGCGAGGAGACCAGGGGAGAAUUAGCUGUGGGAUCCCAGAGCAGGUAAUCUUCAUAAAAAGGAGAGAGGGAGGGAAGGAAGGGGAAGAAAAGAUCAGGCUAAGUUCAAAUUGAAAGCCAGGCAGAAUAGCUCUGUCUUCCAGGCCCUGCGGAAGGAAGUUAAAUCCUGCAGGGCCCUGGUCUCAUGGGCAGAGCAUUCUACCAGGUCGGAGCCACCACUGAGAAGGCCCUGGCCCUGGUGGAGGAUAAUCUGACUUCCGGGACCGGGACCCCUAAAUUAUAAUUAUUCAUGGACCUUAAGGUAUAGGAGCAGGACUGAAGAAAGUGUGGGGCAGGUCCAGCAAUGUGGCUCUUUUUUGAUCUCAUGGAGCUCCUUGCAUGCAAUGAACAUCGAAAGGGGGCGAGUAGUCUAUGUGUUUUCAUGCACCUCGUCACAUGGGUUGCCUAUGCGCCAAUCAGCUGCUUAGCCAAUGUUUCCUGAGGCUAGGAUCACAUCUGGAUCUGCCAGGUAUAAGGAGGAGGUAAGCUCUUUCCUUCUCCCCCAACAAUAACUAGAUUAUUUCUUUUGGAGCCAUGUUAGAAGCCAUUUGUGGUUCCCACUCGUUAUGUUUGUGUCUUUCGCAUAGGCCUCUCAUUAGCGAUGAACAGUAGUGCCCCCCUCCCUCCCUCAAGGACCCUUUUCCAGUUUGUGCUUGUUAGCUUUGUAAUGUGGCAAUUAUAUCCUCAAGGAGCCGUGCACGUAUCUCCCACAAGUAACAUGAAAUUGCAAAUCUCUCCUUAUUUCCCCCAAGCCCCCUUCUGUUUGCGGGGGUGGAAAUUGUUAUUAUUUUAAUGCACAAAACCACAAGGCCAAUUUCGAGCAAAUGACUCAUAACGGGGAGGAGGGGAGGAAAAAAACAGCCCACAAUUUCCUAUGUUCAGCUUCUCCUUAGUAUGCAAUAAGGUAAAAUAUUAAAUAGGCUGUAGCCUGAACUGCUGUGUUUUAUGUUUUGGUAUGUGUGGACUCAUACUAUUGUUGUUGGGUUUUUUUAAAUUGUGUGCCCAGGCAUUCCAAAUUCUGCGACUUGAAUAGAUUAUACAAAUUGAGGAUAAUGUACAUAAUUUCUCUUACUUUGCAUGAAUUCUGCAGGGUAAAAAAAAACCCAAAAUCAAAACUCUAUUUGUUCACUGAAUGGUCCCAGGGUAGAUUACAUAAAACAUAACAAAUUAAAAUAAUAUACAGUACAUUAAAACCAUUAAAUUAAAUGAAAACCACAAAACCGAAGAAAAUUACAAGAGCAAGAACACAGCAGUAUAGAAGGAGGGGACACACUCACCCAACAGCCUGAGUACAGAGGUCCGUCUUAUCCUGACUACCCAAUAAUAGUACAAGAGGGAAGGGCACCAGGCAGCCUAGGAGCCACCACAGAGAAUGCCCUGCCAUGCAACUCCACCCCUCAAACCACACAAACACGCGGCACCACUAACAGGCCCUCUCCUGGGCAGGUUGGCUUAGUUACUUUAGUUUAACCUAACAGCCCAAGAAUAGCUUUUCUUGAUCAGGGCAUUGGCUCAGUCCAGCAUCCUGUUCUCACAGUGGCCAAACAGGAUCCCAUAAGAAGCCUGCAAGCUGGACUUGUGCAUCAGCACUCUUCCCUCUCAUGUUUCCCAGCAACUAGUAUUCAGGAACAUGCAGCUCCCGGCAGUUUAGCAAGCAACUAUGCAAGUGCUGCAACUGGGCCAUUGGCAGCCACAGUCUACUCCUAUUAUUUACAUUUACAUCCUGCCUGUCAUUUCAGUACCACAGAGAGCUCCCGAGUGAGCAACUUGUUCCAGCAAUGGUUGAAAGCAAACCAAGCAUUCUAAAGCCUCUGCCUCCCAGACCAGGGCGAUGUGCAUGGUGGUUCUCUUUGCAGUCCCCACUGUCCUCGCAACAAAUAGGUUAUGCUGAGAGAUUAGGAUUGGCCAAAGGUCACUCAGUGAGCUUUGUGGCUGUGGGGAUUCUCAAACCCUACGGCCAGCUUGCUGCCUGCACUUGAUAGGGAAUAAGGUGCUUUCCAUUUGGAAGGUGUAGUUGUGUUCCAACUGGAUCACCCAGUCCAUGAGAAUUUUCGAGGAUUUACACCAAUGGCAAAAAUACCCUUGAAGGAUUCCAUAUUACCCGUUUAGGUAACACAACAGUCUCCUGGUGUAAAUUUCUCUCUCUCUCUUAGCCUAAGAGUUAUUGUUAUGCAAAAAGCUACUCUGAGUAUAUAUAAUUGUAAACGUAAAUGCCACUUCAGUGUGUGUCUCUUACAGUCCAAACCCAAACAUAUUAUUCGACAGGACUUGCUCCCAGGUAAUUGUGUACAGCCAGGAUAGCCAACAUGCUGCUCUCCAGUUUCUUGGGCUACAACUCCCAUCAUCCUUGACCGUUGACUAUGCUGGCUGCAGCAGAUGGGAGUUGGAGUUCAACAACAUCUGGAGGACAUAACAUUGACUACUGCAACUUAAGGGCUGCAACUUAAGAUAACAGAUGAUAGAAUUGUAAAACUGGAAGGGAGCACAAGGGUCCUUUAGUAAGUGUGUGCCUGCUAACGGGGAGAAGAGAGUGGUGGGGGGGGUACAUUCGGUGUCUCUGGAAAUUUUAACAUGUCACUUGGGAAGACAGGCGAACUAAUACCAGUGUACUGGAAGAAGCAAAGAUCACCAGUGUUGAAAUAAUGGUUCUUCAACAUCAACUUCGUUGGACUGGUCAUGUUGUGCGGAUGCCUGAUGAUCGUCUUCCAAAGCAACUACUCUAUUCCAAACUUAAAAAUGGAAAGGGUAAUGCUGGUGGUCAACAAAAGAGGUUUAAAGAAUGUCUCAAGGCAAAUCUUUAAAAAUGUAGUAUAAACACCAACAAUUGGGAAACACUGGCCUGCGAGCGCUCCAAUUGGAGAACAGCCUUUACCAAAGGUGUUAUGGGCUUUGAAGACGCUCAGAACGAAAGGGAGAAACGUGCCAAGAGGAAGGCACAUUUGGCAAAUCAACUCCUGCCUGGAAACCAAUGUCCCCACUGUGGAAGGACGUGUAGAUCCAGAAUUGGCCUCCACAGUCACUUAUGGACUCAUUGUUAAAACCGCGUUUAUGGAAGACAAUCUUACUCGUCUACAAUUGAUCGCUAAAGAAGAAGAAAGAAGACAUUGACUCAACAUUUAAAAAUUGCAUCACCAAAGAUGUCAGUGUGAAUCAAAUAAAUUAGUGGGAUCUGGGCUUUACUGCAGAUGUGAGGAUUCCAGCUGGGUGAGGAGAAGAGGGGCUGUGUAUUUUUGCAAAAUUAACUCGAUAUCCUGUUUGCCGUUCAUGCUUCAGGAUGCUCACAGUGACACACCCUGCUCUCCUCUCCUCCCUUGAAAGCACAGGUUCAGUUUGCCUUGCUUUGCUGGGAAGAAGAGAAAGGCAGCCCUUUUGGAAUGUCAGUGGCUUUGUUGUAUUUCAGUUCGGUUUCUCUGCAUCUGUAGAACACAAAGCACGUGAUGCCACACGCCGCUUUUGCUCCUUGUUCCCCACAGAUGAUAAAUAUUUUCAUGAUUGUUAAUUUUACAUGCUGAAGCGAAACCCCUUAUUAAUGAUCCCCCGCUAUUUGUCAUGCGUCCCCCGCAGCUUUAUCUCUUUGCUGUCAAUUACGAAUUCCAAUUUGCACCAGUUCUCUAAAUAGUGCACUGUUGCAAUACCUCUUCCAGUUUAAUUCACAAACCCAUUUUUUCAGAGUGCAAAGCUAGGCUGUUGACUGCUGAAAUCUGCGGGACUUGAUUUAUUUUCCAUGCCAGUUUUAUACUAAUUGAGUUCUGUGUUCUUUCAGUUUCACCCUUGUGAAAAAGGCAGUGCUGCCCAUCCAUUUCUCCAGUCUCAUCUUUUCAGACCUCCUAUAUAAGACAUUCUGAGGCCUUUUAUUUCAAGGCCAUCCCCCAAUAUGCUUAUUGAACUGCAUAUCUCAUGCAUGACCACAACUUUCUUCGAUGCAGGAAGGAUUAACACAAAUGUGGAGGGGGCUUAUUUUUAGGAUGCAGUUUUUGAAUGUUUGAUAUUGCUUUGCUUUUCAUUAUAAUCUGAUAUGUAUAAUAUUCUUUUGUUCCCUCCUAGCUGGCUGGUCACAACAGUUCACCAAGAAAUUUAAUUAAGGUAGACAUAUCUUAAGACAUUUAAGCUUCCAGCUUUCUGGGAUAUGGGGAAGCCUUGGCUUACAAUGUCGGUGACGGGUCUUUGCUGCUUUCGUAUGUCUAACUUGCAAAUGUUGGCAGUUUCCAUUUUUAGUAAUCCCGAGUUUUUUAAAUGAAUGCCCAGUUGUUUGACUCAUGCUCAGCAUGGUGGGUAAAUACAUUGAUACUGAGGCCAUACUAUCAAAUCCUCUCCACUUAAUAUUGACCAAUCUGCAUAUGUCCAGUGUUAAUCAAUUAAAUACAAAGAACUGAUUUUGAGUGCCAAAAACCGAAGUACUUUAAAUAUGAGCAAAACAAUUUGGGGGGCAAGAAGCAUCUACCAAUGUGGUAAAUAAUUCACACCAGUGACGAGCACAUGGUCUCCUUUUAAUACAAGAACCUUAGUUGUUACAUUUUGUACCAAUAUUUAAUGGUUCGAAGAAAAUGCAGCCGUCAAUGUAUUUCCUCUGAGAUGUGAUCCUUCACUUGUUUAGUUUUCAUACCUGUUCGUAAUAUAUUGCAAGGACAUUGGAUGGUGUCUUCCACGCACAUGUGUGCUGCAGAUGAAUAGACCACUUAUAGAAUGUCAUUGGCAAUCCACACAAUUUGUCUUGGUCUUUCACCCAGUUCCCCUUCACAACAAUUUCAGCCUCUGUGUUUCCUUAGAAACCUGUUGAUCCUUCACAAGACCUUCCGUUGCUUUGCUUCUCAUAACCCCACCUCUCUAAAGCCCCAUUAGGUGUUAUCUGAAAGCUAACUGAACAUGAAUGUGGAGAGCACAAGAGUGGCUAGUGGGGAGAGAUGAUGGCACUCACUGGCCUCCUGGGACUGGCGUUGCUGUGGCUUACCAGGGUGGCGGUAGCAGGGAGAAGAGCGGGGUGGUAGGGAUGUCAAUACAGUGUGAAUGUACCUGCUCUCCAGAGGUGUGGACCACAAUUUGCAUUAUCCCUGACCAUGAACCAUGUUGCCUGGGGCAGAUGCAAGUUGGGAGUCCAAAACACCUGCGAGGCAUGUUGGCCACCACUACUUGUCCAUCUGGACCAGCAAACUAUGGUUUGCCCUGAAAACCAGGAUUGCGAAUCAGGGUUUGUUUGCACAAAGUAGCUAAUUAAGCAGAGCAGCUGGGGGGGUAGUGUGUAGAGGCAAAUGGAUUAUUCCCAUAAUGCCAAACCAGGGGUUCUAGUUAAUGUGUGAAGCAUCAGGUUAUGUGCAAAGUGAUCUCUGUUCUGUCAUUUGUCCACUUAUAUGCAACUUCCUUUAAAACAAAUCAUGGAAGCGGCACACAAUUAAAAGAGCAAAAUAAAACCAGCAAUCAAUAUUACGUUUAUUCAUUUACUAAUCAGAUUUCUAGACAUAUUCCAUUUAAUUAUCUCAUAUAUGAAGAAGUUGGCUUUAAAGGGGUGAAUUGUUUGUUGGAGGUGCGAAAUAAUUUGUAUAAAACUUUUUUGAGAUUUUGAAAUUCUUCUUAAGAUUUAAAAGUUGGAACUGAAAAUUCAGAAUAUUUGGAUAUGUAUAAGUCAAUGGCCUGUCUGUAUGUUUCACUCUUUCAAAUAACUAUCCUUUCAAUAUGCUUAUUUUUGAUGAGGAUGUUGGUGGUGAUGAUUCUUAAUCUUUCAAGCUUUUUGUUUUGUUUUAGCUGUUGUAAGCCCCAUACGGCUUAAUAACAUUAUUUCUUCUCUGUUAUUAUUUUCUAACUUUAUAUCCCUCCUUUCCAUGAGUCAUGUUUAAGGCAACUUAUGAUUUAAAACUGGGAUGGUCCUCCCCAUUUUGUCAGACUUUGGCUCCCAUUUUCCCUAUUUGCCACGCUGGCAUAUGGGAGGGGGCAUAGCUGCUCCACCCCUUACUCAAAAGGAAGUGGAACAACAUGUACAUUUACUGCCUGUUGUGCUGCUAUGGAAACUAUUAUUGCAGAAUUUGUGUGAAUGCUUGAAGCUCCUUUUGCUGAGUCAAACCACCAGACCAUUCAUUUCAGCAGCUCUCCAAGAUCUUAGGCAUGGGGCGAGAGCCGUGGUCAUGUUAGCAGAUAUGCUCCAGUCCUCAGGAGCGUAAUUUGGGAGGGCACAUGGGGCUGCAGAGGGGAGGAGAGGGAGGGAAAGUCUCAGCUGUGCAACUGGAUCUCCACUGUGUUUGUGGGAGUCCACAGUUGGGUAUCACCCAACAGUAUUCUUAGCUAGGGUAUCUGAGAUUCUUUCACAGGAGGUGCUGGGAACUGAACAUGAGACAUUCUGCACGCAGAGCGUAGGCUCCUCUGCUGAGUUCUGGCCUCUCGGCAGCUGCAGUGGCUGUGAAUCUCCCUUCCCUUUGCUCGCUGUCGGUCUGAAUAUAAAAUACAAUCUGCUGUCUCUUUUGGUCAGCAUCAGUCACUGAAAACCAGAUGAAGCACGAGGCUUACAGUUUGGCGUCUGAAAAUUACGACCCACUGGGAAGCCUGCAAUCUGCGAUGCUAUCGGUAGAAUUGCAUUCUGUUAUUGUGCAUCAUCCCAGUGCCUCCUUCUAAACUACCGAUUUGACUGACAGUAACUAAAAACUCCAGACAUGCACAUUAUCAUUAGGAGGAAGCUUUCUAACGGCACGCCAGUUGACAAGAUUGAUGUUCAUUCUGUUUCCCUUGCAAGUCAGACCAUCAAAUGGCAGCUUGACAGACCAAAGUAAGAGAAGGGUGGGUUUGGGGAGCGUUGUGGGGGCCCCCCACCUUUUAAAUCACCCAGGAGGGACACAACAAUAUCAAGGCGACAAAGCAGUCUCACUGAGAACAGUUGGCCAUUCCAUUUUGCAAAGACACUAAUGCAAUGACUGUUAACAAAUGAAAGUUGUUGGGUACCAUUGUGUUGAUUCCCAAGACGACAAGAUGAUAGAUAACCUUUUGUAAAAUAAGUUUUGGUUGGGCGUACAAUGUUCUUGAACUUGUCCUUCUCCAGCUUAAGAAGAGUAUUUUUUUAAAAAAGAAAAGCAGCGCCAGAACGGUUCGUUGCGAUCAAAUUAUGAGUUUUUGUUUUUUGCUUAGGCCUUCAAAUUCAAACUGUCAGAUGUCUCAGAUACUGGUUGAAACCCUUCAGGUUUUUUUAAAAUAACUUUUUUAUUCAUUUAGCUUAUUCCAUUCAUGAAUCACUUCUUGUGAAGUGAUUUAACAACUAAACAUCAGCCAUAAAGACACACACACACACACACACGCACACACACACACUCAUAUACAAUCUCAUUAACUUGUGUAUGUUUUAAAAUUAUGGUUGUGAUUUUUUUUCUCAGUUUUCUCUUUUUGUAAACUGCUUUGAGGUGUUGUUGUUUACAAUCAAGCGGUGUCUAGAUUUUAUGGGGAAAACAAACAAACCAAUUUUAAAUCCAAUACUGGUACAGAGUGGGAUAACAAACUCCACUUUAAAAGUUUGUUGGAAAAGGGAAGACUUCAGUAGGUGCUGCUGAGGUCAUAGAGAAUAUGCCUGUCUUACAUGUAUCUGGAAAAUGUCCUGAAGGGUAGGAACAGCGUGAGUCCUGAAAAGUGGUGUGUCUUCUGCAUUUGGCGGAAGCACACCUCUCUGGGAAGGGAAUUCCAGCACCUAGGAGCUGCCACAGGGAAUGCCUUCUCCUGGGCCAGCCCCCCCUCCCCAAAUCUACUGGAGGAAUUUCCAAGAAGGCGCCUGUUCGUCAGUCUUAAAACUUGAGAGAGUCUGUAGGGAAGGAGUUGGUCUUUCAGAUAUCUGGGUGAGGUGGAAGACCCCUCAAGACCAGAGGAGGGCAUUUCCAGACACAGUUGAGGCCAGACAUCUUUGCGUAUGUGUCCCUGAGCUGGGGCCUAUUGGUUUCAAGUGCAGAAGAGGACAUAGUCCUGUUGAUGAAGAUUCAGCUGCUGGUCCUUUACGUGGGCUAGAGGAUUGUGUGGGUGCCAUCUUGCUUUUGUCUUGGCCCAGCUCUUUUUAAGCAUUGCUGGUGACAGUGCCUAGAUUUUUACAUCGCUCAUUAAAGUACUUAAUAUGGGAAGGGAUUAGGGAGCAUCAGUACUGGGUGACCCCACACCUUUAAAUAAUUGUUUGCAACACUGGAUUUAAGAGUAAUCUCUGCUAAUGAAAAGUAGGAAGGACAAUAACAGUAGCUCUUCUUUAUUUGUGAACAAACUGUCGAAGCGCACGCAAUGAUUUUCUCUUUUUUAUUCCUUAAAAAAGGGGUUUAAGUGGAAUUACGCUGUCUUCUCUUGACGUGUUAUUCGUCCUAGUCCCGUUAAUGAGCAAUUUGGGUUUUUCUUUUCCUCUGUAAUCUUUUUAAACUUGGUAACGAAGCCUGCCUCAAUGGGUAAGUGUUUAUAAGCAUCCGAGGAGCACGCAAGGAGGAUUUUACAGGGGUAAUUAAAAUGCUUUAUCCCUCUUAUGGCUGUUGUAAUAUCUUAUUAGAUUUGGUUGAAAAGUGAAACAUAUUGUUCAUGAAAUGUGCACAGUGGCGGUAUUAAUGAUGUGACCCCGUGGGGUUGCAAAGACCUGAUUUAGCUGGUCUCAAAUUGCAUUUGCAGUUUCAGAAACGAACCAAACCAGCCGAGCUGUUUAGAAUUAUCGCUAAUGGGGCUAUAUUGCAAUGAAGAAAAAUGAUUUUUUUCCCAGAACAAAAAGAGACAUUUGCAAGUAAACUUUGAGAGCUGGAGCAUGGCAUUCAGUGAGGACAUAGGGAGCCACCUUACACCAAGUCAGACUAUUGGUCCUUGUGGGUCAGUGUUGUCAACACUGACUGGCAGUGAGACCCCAGCAUUUUAGACAAGGGAGGUUUUUCUGUUGCCACCUGGAGAUGCUAAGAAUUGAACUUGGGACAUUUUGCACACAAAGCGGAUUCUCUACUGGUGAGCUACAGUGCUUUCCCCACAGCUGUAUCCCUCAAGGGUAGUUGUGAUGCUCUACCCCAUGGAAUGCAAUGAGCCUUUUUAGCCCAUGGGAGCUCUUGUGGCUAUAACUAGGAUGGGUGUCAGGAAUGAGCCAGCUCCGAGCGAAGGUUUGCAGCCAACUUCAGAAAGCAGUCAGGAACAGAGAGGCUUAGAUGUUAGUCAGGCAGGGGAGAGCCAGCAGAUGCAGACUUCGGUUCUUCCUGACCUUGACGGAGAAGCUGAUAAGGCAGUAGCUGAGAGCAGGCUAGAACACAGCCAAAGCUUGCAGGAAGCACAAAUAGGCGUGAAUAGACUUAAAGACUGUUAAUGCUUUGAUUAGCCAUAGUACUUUAAUAAUAAUAAAACCCCUCCCUUUUUAUAUCCGUGAGCAGUAUGUGAGGUUUUGAGUGUCCUUCUCAUUCUAUUUAAUACCUUUAUUUUCACAUCUUGCCAAGAUGGAUGGGACCAUUGGUAAAGUGGCAGUCAGCUGUAUGCUGACAUUGUACUAUCAGUUUAGGUAUCUUAUCUAUCCUCCCUGGAUAGUGAACUCAUUUUCGGAGUGCCCAUCUUUGUAUAGCUGAGAAUCGCAAACUGGGGGAGAGCAUUGUUGCACACUGGUCGUGUUUGCUGGCUUCCUAUAGGCACCUGGUUGUGAGAAAAGGGAUGGUGGUCUAUAUUGGCCUUUGGCCUGAUUCAACGGGGCUCUUCUUAGAAUCAGAUGUAGCCAAAAUGGUCCCAUCAGUGCACAACAGGAGGCAACAACAGGUUUAGUAUGUAGAAGAACAAACAAGCAACCCUUUAGGGAGAAAAUCCUAAGCAGGCAACAGCAAUAACCACCCACAUUCCCAAACCCAAAACAUCCCUAGGAACUGAGAAUGCUCAGUGAGUACACAAUGUUGAGUGUCUACUGGAGAAAACUCUCUGAGAAAGUCGAGUGGGGAUGGAAUGGAGCAUCUUUUAAUAGGGAAUUACUGCCUGCCUGCUUGGAGCCCUGAACAGGAGUACUCCAUACUGCACAGGACCCUACUUUAAAUUUGUUUGCAGUGCUACAGAUUCUGUGGGUGGAACCAGGCAGAGGGCCUUCUCUGUAGUGGCGCCCACCCUGUGGAACACCCUCCUAUCAAAUGUCAAGGAAAUAAACAACUAUCUGACUUUCAGAAGACAUGUGAAGGCAGCCCUGUUUAGGGACGUUUUUAAUGUUUGAUGUUUUAUCAUGUUUUUAAUAUUCUGUUGGGAGCCGCCCAGAGUGGCUGGGGAGGUCUGGCCAGAUGGGCAGGGUAUAAGUAAUAAAUAAUAAUAAUCCUCUUGCUAUACAUCUCUACCUAGUUUGUAUUACAGUGGUACCUCGGGUUACAUACGCUUCAGGUUACAGACUCCGUUAACCCAGAAAUAAUUACCUCAGGUUAAGAACUUUGCUUCAGGAUGAGAACAGAAAUCGUGCUCCGGCAGCAGAGGGAGGCCCCAUUAGCUAAAGUGGUUAAGAACAGUUUCGGGUUAAGAACAGACCUCCGGAACGAAUUAAGUACGUAACCAGAGGUACCACUGUAAAAUCCUACCUGCUGCCCAGUGGAAUGGACAGGUAUUCAAGCUCCCCAAAACUGAGAAGGCUCAUCCUGGGGUCAGUUGUGCAUCUCUCUUUGCCUCUCUGACAAAAAUGUGUUAGUCACAUGUGUACCCCAGCUUUCCCUUCAAGGAGUUGAGGACAAUGUGCGUGACAUUAUUCAAUUUCCCCGCUGCCAAGUCCCUGUAAGGUGUGCUUAGAUGAGAGACUGGAACAGUGACCAGAAGGGAGACAGCGAAGGAACCAUAGGAAAUGUAGGUUUGCAAUGAAAUUUGAACCCAAGAUACACCAGGAUGAGAGAGUUCGGAGUUAUCUUGGGCUUUCCCAGCUGAGCCGGAGCUCAUCCAGGCCUACACUGGUGUAAGCGGGGCUCUGCCAGCUCACGUGUGGCCCAGCCAGUGGAACUUAAGCAAAUGUAAGUUCCUCAAAAGGGGUGAGAUAGGGCUGGAACAGUGUAAGGAGAGACUUGUACCUCUUGGUACAAGAGGUCAGCUGUUUUUGUAAUGUGGUUUUUGGGAUUUGGGAUUCUGUUGCUUUACUUCUGUGAAGUGUUGCUUUACUUCUGCCUUGAAACCAAAUGGGGCGAUCAAUUGAGGAACGCAACUCCCCACUGUGCUGUUUAGCUUCGUUACCGCCGUGCCUGACAGCAGAUAUGCAAGGGCCUAUGCAAUCUCUCACACAGCUCAAAUGAUUGUGUACCAUUUCCUGACACUUCAAAAUCAUUAUGAGCCUCUUGCCUCAGAUGGCUGGACUCUGAAGUGCAUUUUUGGAAGGGGAAAAUGCAGACUGGGGUCAGGACAAGAAAGAGAGCCUUCCGCUUGCAUGUUGCAAACUCAUGACACGAUGGAUUCAUUAGUUGGUUCCCCCAUGACAAAUUUUACAUAUGGGAUCCUCCGUACGCGUUAAUCCGUGGGUUCUAAUGGCCUCCGACAUACUGCUGGCUCUUAAGAUCUUGGCAUAUCAGUGGGAAGAAAACUACUUGACGUAGAAGAUGUUGGUUGCAGUCAAACCCUCAAAGCACCUGGAUUCUUAUUGGAUGCACAGCUAAGCUUGUUUUUGUGGCCUUCCAUCAAAUUUUGUUGCUGCAAUGGCCCCUCCUCCUUCCAGUUCUUUCGAACUGGAAAAAUAUCAUUGCAGCACCAGAUGCAACUCAAAAGCUUUAAUGGAGCAUAAAGAAACUGGAAAGGUCAUGUUUUUGUAGCCUCAGAACGGAGAACAAUCCACUAUUGGAUGGCCUUUGAAAACCGAAAAAGUUAAUGCACACAGUUCAUGCUAAUAAAAUUGCAUUGUUUCCAUCCAAGAGUGUAUAUUUGAUGAAUCUGAAGCAUUUCUAUUUUGUUGAUUGUCGGGUUUCCAACAUUCUGACACUUAAUGGCAUAUAGAUUUAUAUACAUGCAUGCACACAAACAUACAGGGACUGAGGGCUGGAACCUUACCUGGUAGCAGGGACAAGAGGGAAAUAUGCCGUGGUUACAUGAUAAUUUUAUCCUUUUGACUCUAUUCUGUUUGUUCUCUUUCCCUCUUUUCUCUUUCUCUUGUUUUCUCUGGCUUUCCAAUACUCUUUUGCAUUGGAAGCAUUUUUUCAAAGCUUUGGGGUGGGUAGGUGCGGGGGAUAAAGAAGUCCUCUACCUUGGACUGAGGAGGACGCAAACAGGAAGGGGACACUCCGAAGAGGGGAGCCCCUGUUGUAUGAAAGGCAGGGUUGAAAGGGUCUCCCAGGGUGAGAGACUGGGAGAGGAAGUAGGCUCCCAGGGUGAGUCUACCUCUCUGUAUGUCAAUAAAUGACAGGAUAGAUUUGAUAUAAAUAUGGUAAAGGGCCUCACAGGUAUUUUUUUUCUCUUUUCCCCCAUUUAUUUUUUUAAAAAAAUAUUCUUGCUCUGUAGACUAGUUUGAUUCUUGUAUUUUAUCUCAAAAAAAUGACAAUUUUUAAAAAAUAAAGCAUACAAAUAGGCAGUUGAAUGCAGCCAAAAGUUGCUCAAAGAAAGUGAAAGUAUAAAUACAGGACAUUUGUUCCUUAAAAAAUGGUUUUUAUCAGCCUUUUCAAAGUAAGUUAUCUAACCCAAGAAAAUGAGUUGGGGGGGGUGUACCAUACAUUAUCAGCUUCCAAGGAUCCUUCUUGUUGGGUAGGGACACAGUGCCUGUGUUCAAACAUAGCAGCAAGCCAUGGUUUGUUCUAACCAUGGCUUGUUCAACAAACCACAGACAUCUCGCAGAUCAGCAAACAGCCCACUGCUUGUUGGGAAUGCACACUUUCCCACUUCCUUCGUAGCCUCAAGCACAAGUUAGAUUUGUGCUGAUGCUAAGUGGGGUUUCCAUCUUUUCCCGUAAAUAAAUGUUUAUUUAUUAUAUGCAAAUGCCAGUCUUUCAGGUUUGCAGCUGCUUAGCUUCAACCCUGCUGCAGCAACACAUUUUCCAAAAUGAUUCACUAGACUGCAGGGCUGCCAUCUUGACCAAAUUUAGAAGUAACCUGGGUUUGUAAACUUUGGCUAAUGGAGAAUCUGGUUACAUAAUGCUCUGGCCGGAGAGGGUGGGGUACAAUAAAUUAUUAUUAUUAUUAUUAUCAUCAUCAUCAUCAUCAUCAUCAUCUUCAUCAUUAUUAUUCAAUGGUUAAGGCCCACAGUGGAGAGUAGAGGGGAGGAUUGGGAGAGAGGGCACGUUCCCAGAGUUUGUUCCUUAUUUGCAAACCAUGGCUUGUAGGGAACCAACAAUUUACCAAAUCUGUUUGUCUGAUAUGUAGCAUAUUCAUUUAGUCUCUCUCAUAUAUGUGUGUAUGUGUGUGUGUGUGUGUGUGUGUCAUUCCCUUACCCCCAAAAAACCCCCAUCUCACCAGUGAAAUUGCAUGAGAUUCAGUGAAUGGUGAGUCAAUAUUUAAAAAGCACUUACUUUUAAUUGAGUGAUAUUCAUAAAACAAGGAUACAAAUGCAGGCUUUCAGAAACAUAGUCCUCACAACUGAAUUCCCCCAAUUGUUUAUUGUUUUAUUAAAGAGGAUGCCAUAAAGACACACUUACUUUUAUAUACCAUAUUUUUCGCUCUAUAGGACACACCCGACCAUAGGACGCACCUAGUAUUAGAGGGGGAGAACAAGAAAGAAAAAUUCUCUCCCUCUCUGCGCAGCGCCCCUUCAGCAAAGCGGCAGGAGAAACGGAGCCCCUUCCAUUUCUCCUCCCGCUUCGCUGAAGGGGCGCUGCACAGAGAGGGAAAGCUGUGCAGCGCCUCUCCAGCAAAUCGAAGCCAGGAGAGCAAGAGGGAUCGGUGCGCACCGAUCCCUCUUGCUCUCCUGGCUUCAGGUGGCUAUCCCUGAAGCCAGGAGAGUCUUGCUCUCCUGGCUUCAGUAAAAGCAACGUGAAGCCUCCGGAGCGCGGCAGGAGCACUCCCACUGUGCUUCGGAGGCUUCGCAUUGCUUUCGCUGAAGCCAUGGAGCCUGCAUUCACUCCAUAAGACACAUUUCCCCUUAAUUUUUGGAGGGGGGAAAUUGCGUUUUGUAGAGCGAAAAAUACAGCACUUUAUAUCAUUCCCAAAUCAUAACAUAGGAACUUCACGGAGCUAUAGUUCCCAGAGUGGUUUAACAUUGAACCCCUCUUCACAGGGAACUUGGGGAAUGGUAGCUCUGUGAGGGGAAUAGGGGCCUCCUGACAACUCUCAGCACCGUCAACAAGCUAUAGCUCCCUCUGAGGGAAGCAAUGACAGUUCAAGGUGGCAUCAUCAUGUUUUAAAUGGCAUGGUAUGAAUGUGGCCUCAGGCCUGCUCAGGCCCAUCCCCACAUCACCCUCAGUUCGGCCCAUUUGAGGGUUUUCCUUCGUCCCUGCUUUUGCAGCUAGGAAGCUAGCUGAACUGGGACGGGGAGGUAAUCCAGCCUCUACCCCAAACCGGCAGUUUGGAUCCAAGCAAUAUUCCAUUUCAUUUCCAACAGCAUGCCUUUAAACUAGAUUUUUCUUGUCGUGUGGUGCCUACAGUUGAGCCAGAUGAACUGGAGAGGCGAGGGUAGGAACCAAAUAAGGAAUCGAAAGUAGAAUAAAGUCUCGUUGUCUUACUUUGAAUUAAAUAGAAAUCCUUCUAUUUAUUUCUCUCUCUCUCUUUUGCAGCAAUCAAGCUCUGGGGAUCUGAGGACUCUGAGGAAAGGGUUAUCCCCGUACCAUUCCGAGUCGCAGCUGUCGUCACUGCCGCAGUAUCAGGACGCCGUGCAGAAUGUAAGAUGCACGCACCGCUAUCUACCUGGUGUAAUUACGCUGAUGGCAAUCGUAAAUUAGGGGAGAGAGGGAGACGGGAGCCUGACCCAUGAAUGCAAACAUCUGGCAGGCUGGCUGAAUUGAUUCCAGCAUUCUGCAAACACUGGAAAGCAGGGAUCAAAACCAAGUGUUUGAUUCUGGCAUGUGUACACUCUGUGUCCUCUUGUUCUGUUUUCAUGGGAGUCGUGAGAAACCAGUGCUGGCUGUGAAUAAGAACAUAAGACAAGCCCUGCUGGAUCAGGCCAGUGGCCCACCUUGGCCAUCAUCCUGUCAUCACCAAAUGCUUGUGGGAAAAACUGCAAGCAGGAUGGGAGCUCAAGAUCACUUCACUCACUUGCCAUACUGCCUCUGACACUCACAUGAUAGAAACGUUUAAAAUUAUGCAAUUGUGGAUAGAGAAAAGUUUUUUUUCUCCCUCAUAACACUAGAACUCACAAACAUCCAACGAGGCUGAUAGCUGAGGCUCUUAACGAUUUUUCUGCCUCUUGUAGCAAUUGUAAUGCGCCAUGCUGGGUGCCACACGGUCUUUAAUUGCAUUUCUAACCGCUUCUCUUAUUCCUUAUAUAUUGUAUUUUAUUGCAUUGCGUGGAAUUCAGAUUGUAAUACGAUAGAAAGCAAUGUAAGGAAUAAAAGAAGCCAUAAAAAUACAAUUAAAAAUUGGUAUGAAUAUUUAAUGCCGGCGCCUGUCUUCUCAACUGCAGAUCCACAGGCACGCUGCAGACUGCUAAAAUGGAGCUCACACACUGCGGUUUGGGAACCCCGGGCUGUAAAUCAGCUUAAUAAUAGCUAGGUAAAUAAAUCAGUCACAAAAAUCAGCAGCGCUACCCUGAGGAGCUGUAAUUAAUUUAAGAGAAACAAGUGUCAUUACGGCACACAGUGCAUUAAGUGUAACGUGUAGUUUGACCCUCAGCUGACAACCAGUGACACCUGGUGUGUUUGUCUGUGCACGCACAUGUAUUUCAUGCGUAAGAUAAAAAAGGCUGACCCUGUGUAAAAGAAAAUACCCUUUCCCGUAAUUUAAGUAACUUUUGCUUGCGCCCUCGGUUCUUUUUGUUCGGACUGGCAAUGCAUGGUCAAUAAGCUCAUGUGACUCAAGAUUUUGCAGGCGGUCAGAAUAGGUGACCCAUUUGUAUGAUUCCAUGACUUCCUUUACUUCCUCCCAGAGAACCCUUUUCCAGAGCAAACCAUUUUCGUUGUUCUUUCCUGGACACCUCCCUUUUAUUUGCCAUGACUCCCAAGAACUACUGGACACAAUGUAAUGGAUGGCCUACAUGAAAGCGCUUCAAAAUGUUCCUCUCCCAAAUAUUUACCAAGGACUUUUGGACCGUUUCCACAGAGUUGCUGGUAAAUGGGUGGAUAAGAAGUGCUAACUGUGAAACUUCCCAGGGGCUUCCCGUCAACAGAGCGGUUUCACGUGAUCUAAGAAAUGAUAAAAAGGCAAGAACACGAGCGCUGCUUAUCUGUCAUGGCUGGAACGUUUUGAAACUUAAGAAGUUUUGCAACUUAAGACCUUUUCAGUUUUAAGGAGUAAACUGGGGCUGAUGGGAUGGGAGUCCAAAAUGCCUGGAGGUCACCAGAUCAGGGAAGGCUGAUCUAGCCAAUCAGAAUGCCAGGUUGCAGGUGACUUAGAGAUUUGGCUUAUACAUGAUGUGGCCGUUACAGGGAAGAAGUAUCUUGUUCUGAAUCUCAAACUCCUCAGACAUGCGUGAACUGUGCUUAGUCUGUAAGUCCAGUUCCCUGAGCUUUCCCUUUCCUUCCCUCCCUCCCUUCCUAUCCUGAAUGUUGUGUUGAGUUUUCGUAACAGGUAAGAUAGAAAGCGAUUAACAUAACCCUCCCCUCUCCAUACAAAUAACAAAAAUAGCUAUAAUUACAAUUGCCCUCUCUGCUUGCUCAUUUUUACCUUGGCUCACGUAAUGCUUUAAAAGCAUAUAGCCAUAAAGUAGAGGCUGGACUCCAAGAGCUGUGAUUCUGUUAAUGGGAGAUAGAAUCAUAGAAUUGUAGGGUUGGAAGAGACCCCAAGGGUCAUCUAGUCCAACCCACUGCAAUGCAGGAAUCUCAGGCAUCCAUGACAGAUGCCCAUCCAACCUCUGCUUAAAAACCUCCGAGGAAGGAGAGUCCACCACUACCCGAGAGAGAUUGUUCCACUGUUGAACAGCUCUUACUGUCAGAAAGUUUUUCCUGAUGUUUGGUUGGAAUCUCCUUUCUUGUAACUUGAACCCAUUGGUUCGUGGAGCAGGAGAAAACAAGCUUGCUCCAUCCACCAUGUGACAGCCCUUGGAAUAUCUGAAGAUGGCUAUCAUAUCUCCUCUCAGUCUCCUCUUUUCCAGGCUAAACAUACCCAGCUCCUUCAACCGUUUCUCAUAAGUCUUGGUUUCCAGACCCUUUAUCAUCUUGGUCGCCCUCCUCUGCACAUGUUCCAGCUUGUCAAUAUUCUUCUUAAAUUGUCGCAGCUCUACUUUGCUGGGCAAGCCACUUCUGGCAUGGUGCCACCAAACUGUUCUGAUAGUUAACCCAAAAGGGCAGCUGUAUAGAAAGCCAAAGAUCCCCUAUUUUCAUACUGGUAGAUCCUGAUAUUUGAUCAGCAUUCAAAUAUGCAUACCAAGCACUGUUUAAAAUGGCACAAGCCAAAUAAAUCUUUACCACAUGAUUCUGAUGGUUGUGCAACUGGGCCCUGAGCAUGGUUAAUAUCUACCCCAGCAUUCUUCCUACUGAGGAAAUGCUUGUUCCACUUGGCAAAGUGCUCUUCUCUGUUUGGAAGCUUGAUGUCUUGAUAUUUGUUGGAAGCACAACAGCAAGAUCUCUUACCGUGCAACUUAAGGGUUAAUUCUGCUAGUGUUAAAGUCAACUAGCCAAGGAGGGUGGGUGGGUGGUGCUUAACAAACAGGCAGAGUGGCAGCAUGCUCAUUGAGCCAACACAAGCUCUGAUUGGCUCUGCAGUGCUGAGGGAGAUUUUCCUCUGUAUGGUUGAUUGAAUUUCUUCCAGCUGUUUACAAAUUUGAACUAAGAAAAGGGGGGGGGGAAUUCUCUGUUGCUUUCUCUUCAAAGAAUACUCUGCUUUAGUUCUGUUAGUUCCGUUAAAGUGUUAUCAGGUUCCUUUUUUCUCUCUACUCCCAUCUGCAUUAUUCAAGUGUCUUUGCUAACAAUAUUAGCCCAUAGCUCCAGCCUUACUCCUUAACAAGAUAAAACCAUAUGACACUUCCUCACUCGAGUAUAUCUGAAGUUGCCUUUCAAUGACAGGCGAUAUAUAAGAAGAAAAUAGGUAACCUAAUAAAAUAGUUGAGAUCAGCCUCGACUCACAGUCUUGCAAGAGCUCAUAUCUCCUUUGUAGUCUUAGGAAGCUAGCAUGAUAUAUAGGCCUCUGCUGGUGCACGUAAUAAAGUCAUUUUAAGGAAGCCAUUCUCCAAAUCAUAAGAGAUAAUGAAACUCCUGGAGAGGGGAAAUGAUCAGUCUUUAAAAGGCUAUGGGAGGGGACCAUUUUUCUUGCAGAACUGAAAAACCAAAUUGAAAGCAUUACCAUACAAAUGAGCCUCUCACACCAUCAGGAAAGUAGCGGGUGGGUGUCCAAUCCUUGCAAACAGAAUGCUGUAGGACACACAACUACUCAUUACGCUGUGGAUUGGCUCACAAGCCUCUUAUUUCUUUUUCUUUCUUUUUUUGUAAGGGGAUAUGUUGGAUCAAAAACUACUUCUGCAAAUAAGUAAAUAAACAAUGGAACUUCCUUCUUUGAAUUCUCUUGUUGCCAGGUCUCAGCAGUUCCAUCCCAAUAAAUAAUCAGGCAUAAACAAAUGGCCACUCAAUUGCUAAGUAAUCAUCCUGCUCUUUCUUCACUCUGUCAUAUAGCAAGGGUGCGCAGAUUUCAAGCUCGGAAGCUGCCAACCAGAGCUGGGUCCAAAAGACAUUCACUAAGAAUUAAAAGCGUUCUGAGCCUGGUUCCAGAACUGAAAGUGACCUUACAGUCCUGUAGGGCUGAGAAAAGUCCCCCAUCCUCUGCCUUAGAUGUUGCUCAGCAGAUGUGCCCAUGUGGAAUAUGCUCCCCUUAGGACGGCCUUAGAAGCCAGUGUGGUGUAGUGGUUAAGAGCGGUAGUCUCGUAAUCUGGGGAACCGGGUUCGCGUCUCCGCUCCUCCACAUGCAGCUGCUGGGUGACCUUGGGCCAGUCACACUUCUCUGAAGUCUCUCAGCCCCACUCACCUCACAGAGUGUUUGUUGUGGGGGAGGAAGGGAAAGGAGAAUGUUAGCCACUUUGAGACUCCUGAAGGGGAGUGAAAGGCGGGAUAUCAAAUCCAAACUCUUACUCUCUUACUCUUAUGCGGAAUGCAACUUGGACAGCCUUAAGGCACCUGCGAGGUAGCUCAGUCAGUAAAGCGUGAGAUUCUUAUUCUCAGGGUUGUAGGUUCGAGCCUCAUGUCGGGCAAAAGUUUCCUGCAUUGCAGGGGGUUGGACUAGAUAACCCCCCUGGUCCCUUCCAACUCUACAAUUCUGUGAUUUUAUAAGGCUGCCUUUCUGUGGAAUUCAACUUGGAAAGACAGUUGCUUUGGGCACUUGGUGCUGAAUUGCUCCUGAGGAGAAGGAGCAGCCCUACUGGUGAAAGAGAUCAAAAUGUCCGCUAUUCAAUUUAGCUAUUUAAUUUACUGUCGCUGCAAGAAGAAAGAGAGACGACAAGGCCUCUCCCCCCACACCCCGGAACCCAAAUAUCUUGGGCUGUCCCCGCACAAAAUAUUAUUUACUCGGAUCCACGGGUAACUCUGGGCCAAUUUUCUAUGGUAGUUUUCCCCAAAGAUUUUAUGUGUUUACGCGUUUAGCACAUUUUAAAAUAAUAAUAAUAUUAAAUAAUACAUUUUUAUUUAUACCCCUCCCUCCCCGGCCAGAGCUGGGCUCAGGGCAGCUAACAUCAGUAAAAUUACAAUAAAAACAUAAUGGGGGGGGGGGGGAGAAAAGAAAUAAAACCAAUUUAAAAGAUGGGUUAAAAUACAAUUUAAAAUGCAGCCUCAUUUAACAUGUAAGCCAUUGUUUUAAAUGUUUGCUUUGCUUUUGGGAGUGCAGCCCCAUGAUGUGUUUUACAAGCUGGUCUCCGACCGUAAUAAUAAAUUAUUAUUAUAAAAUAUUAUUUACUUUUGCAUUUGUCUAUACUGCCUGUUGGAGCAUUCUAUGUUUUGGCAUACCUGUGCUCACUUUCCCCAACUCGCUUGGCUUUGAGGGGACCUUUGAAUUGGAUAAUUUAGCUCACAGAGCUCAGCGGUGCCCAGUGGCAGCAGGUGACUAAUGAAUGGCAGUACAACUUUGCAAGAAAAGGGAGGAGACAAUGGCUAAAGAGCAGAGCCGAAGAGGAGGCCAACCGCGCCAUGAGGCUGCCGAACAAAGGAUGAAAUCUGAGGCAGCCCUUUUAACACAUGGACAAUACAAGAAGGGGAAAUGGAUUUGUGGGUAGAGACAGGAGGAUGCUUCUUCUACGCUUCUGAUUGGGUAUUAAAAAAAGCAACGGAGCAGAAACAUUGUGGGCUGCUGAAGAAAGCUAAACCUUAUCCUUUGGCUAUUGUGCAAUAUUCAAAGAGGCAAGGGAAUCGUGAACAGUGGAGGUUGUCAUAAGACGAUCCUAAGAACCUGCUGCAUCAGGAUAGUGGCCCAUCUAGUCAGUGGCGUAGCGUGGGUUGUCAGCACCCGGGGCAAGGCAAGUAAUUUGCGCCCCCUAACCCGUGGAUUUUAGCAGGGGGCAGAGAGCUGCGAGUGCGAGCGUGCCCCCCCCCGAUGUUGUGCCCGGUGUGGCCGGCCCCCCUGCACCCCCCACGCUACGCCACUGCAUCUAGUCCGCACCCUAUUCUCACUGUGGUCAGCUCUGGGCCAUAGAAGCAUAAAAUUGUAGAGUUCAAAGGGACCCCGAGGGCUGGAUGCUUGUGAGACCACAAGAGCCUUCUCCUCUCCUGCAACUUCCAGCAACUGGUAUUCAGAGCAGUAUUAGAAACAGUGGUACCUUGGUUUUCGAACGUAAUCUGUUCCGACGCACGCAUUUCCGGAAGUAUUUACGUCUGGAAAACUCAAUACGGAAGCUGCGUGGCGUGUUUGGCUUCCAAAAAGUGUUCAAAAACCAAAGCAGUUACUUUCGGGUUUUCAGCAAUCGAAAGCCAAAACGUUUGACUUCUGAGACAUUCAAAAACUGAGGUACCACUGUAUAUAAACUGAUCACCAAAUGGCACCUUGAACCUAGGUUCGGUCGCCACAACAAUAUGUCUAGCCCCCCCCAACUUUAUUAUUAUUGUUGUUGUUGUUGUUGUUACUAUUAUCAUUUCAUUUCUAUACCGCUUUAUAUUUUAAAGAAAAAGAAUCUCAAACACAUUAAAAUAUCCAAUAAAACAACCCGGAAUAAAACCGAUUUGAGCUUCAAGGAGAAUAUUUCAGAGCUUUUUCUAAGUGACAUUUUGCUUUGCUUUGCCCAUAUAUAUUUACCUACUUGAUUUUUAUAGCUGCUGCACAGCAGAAGUACUCUAGGAAGCCAGUGUGGUGUAGUGGUUAGAGUGUUGGACCAGGACCUGAGAGAUCAGGGUUCAAAUCCUCACUCAGUCGUGAAGUUCACUGCGUGACCUUGGAGUCAGUCGCAGCCUCCUAACCUUCCUCACAGCGUUGUUGUGGGGAUUAACUGAGAGGAGCUGGGUAAACCAUUUACUUCUUGGAGUAAAUGUAAUAAAUAAGCUCUUCUGCUCGUCUUCUUGAGAAAGCUGGAGGGGCCAGCCAGAUGGAGAUGUCAGUCGCCAACCUAGCAUCUAGAGAUCUCCAUGUGGUUGCAAUUGGACCCGUGCCAGUCACAAAAUGCUCCUGGAAACUUUCGAUUCAGAGGUAUACUGUCUCAGACAGCGGAGGUAAUAACCAGGACAGCCCUCCUGGUUAAAAAACAACAACUGUGUGUGUUAGAUCACAUGUGGAGGAAAUUUCCCUCUACAAUUAAAUUAAGACAGUGAGUCUUCACAACUGAGAAGUAAGACCUCUGUGUCCACUAGCUGGUGGUAAGCCCAGAACAACUCUUUCAAAAUUAACAUCUGGGACCAUCGCAUGUGCUUAUAUGUAGCAAGUCCUCUGCAUAUGUGCUUAUUUCUGAAUGUCCUUCUGGAAAACAUCCAUAAGGCCACAGAGCAAUAAAGAGUAUGCAUGCAUAUGCAUGUCUCUGUCUGCAUGGGUUCAGUGAGAAUAUGGACAUUGGAAGCUGCCUUCUGCUGAGUCCAUCUAACUCAGCAUUGUCUACACUGACUGGCAGCAUGCCUCCAGAAUUUCAGACAGGAGUCUCUCUCCCAGACCACCUGGAGAUGUCAGGGAUUGAACCUAUGACUUUCUGCAUGCAAGGCAGAUGCUCUCCCACUGAGCUAAAGCCCUUCCCCCUGUUUCAAGGAGGGUUAUUAAUCAAAGGGGGCAUGUAAGCCUUUUUUGUGUGGAUUAAGUAGAUUUCACCGAACAUUGCCAAGGCCCUGAAGAUACACUGUUGUGUCUGACAAGUUGGUGUCUGAGCUGUGCAGGCAGAUGGAAGGGGGCUUGGCUUGGCUUGUGGGCAAGCCCCAUGGUUAAUUCAUAGAUUUGAAUGUUUACAUGGCCGGCUGUUCGGUAUGUCUAAUGAGAGGCAAAUUAAAUAACCGAUGAAGGAGAUUAGCAUCUGGAAUAAAGUCCAUCUCAGCUGGAGGAAGAAAAUUGUUUUUGUUACCGUGCGUCAAAAGGCCUUACCCGAGUUUUGAAGGGCUUCAGUGUGAUGUUGGGAAAGAGCUUCUGAUUCGGACAGGACUCAUACAGUUCCUCCCCUGAACUUUCCUCCCCUCGCUGCAGAAAAUAAAAAAUAAAAUUGUGUUUCCCAGCUUGUGCCCUGUGGCAAGACAUUCUGGGUUUUUUGGCAGCAGGAAAAUUCAUCCCAGCAGGAACUAGGACAGCACAGCUAUUUAAAUAUAUGAGAGAGGGGGGGGCAGGCCAGGGUUGUGGGGUUUGGUUUGUUUUAAAUUGGUUGCCCACAGUGCAUCUGACUGCUGGGUACCCCAAAAUUAAAUGUCACAACUGGUAAAUGGAUAGGCUGGGCAAACUGAUGACCAACUGAUAUUUUGGUGCAUCCUGUAUACCAGAGGUCAGCAAACUUUUUCAAGCAGGGGGCUGGUCUACUGUCCCUCAGACCUUGUGGGCGGCCAGACUAUAUUUUGAAGAAAAAAAUGAACAAAUUCCUAUGCCCCACAGAUAACCCAGAGAUGUAUUUUAAAUAAAAGCACACAUUCUACUCAUGUAAAAACACCAGGCAGGCCCCACAAAUAACCCAGAGAUGCAUUUUAAAUAAAAGGACACGAUCUACUCAUGUAAAAACACCAUGCAGGCCCCACAAAUAACUCAGAGAUGCAUUUUAAAUAAAAGGACACAUUCUACUCAUGUAAAAACACGCUGAUUCCCGGACCGUCCGUGGGCUGAAUUUAGAAGGCAAUUGGGCCAGAUCUGCCCCCCCCCGGCCUUAAUUUGCCUACCCAUGGUGUAUACUGUAGGAUUAUAAGGCUGGAUUUAAAAGCUGGACUUUGGCAAAGAAUAGUAUGCCUUAUAAUCACAGAAUGUGAAAGUUGUCAAGGACCUCAGAGCCCGUCUAACCCAACCCCAGUUCACUGAAGGAAGCUUUCUGUCACAUCAUCCCGGGCUGAUGGCUGUCCACCCUCUGCUUAAAUGCCUCUGGCAAGGGAGGGGACACAAGCUCCUGAGAGAGGCUGGGACACCGUCUAGCAGCUCUUACCAUUAGUGGUGCUGAUGAUGGCUCUCUGGCAAGUGGGUCAAGAAAAUGCCAUGGUACAAUUGUUGUGGCCGUCCUUUGUGAAGUAGGAGAAAGGCUUGCUUCUCCCACUGGCGUGUGUGCCCCACUGCGGAAGAUGGAAUAUGGACUGAGCCCAGGAAUGCAGUGGUUUCCUGGGAAUCUUGCUUUUCAUUCCAAAAAUGCAGCAAGUUUCUAGACCUCAUGAUCAUAGAGGAAAACUCGGAAGAAAUCUUACGUGCACUCAGAGUGAGGCUGGGUAUGUCAAGACAGUAGAUUCUUGCUCAUAUACUUGUGCCACCAAUGAGUGGCUGCCCUUUGGAUCCCCUAGGCUGGGACAAUAAUAACUAUAAUUAUUGCUGGGGGGUUUUAAUAGUUAGUGCUGUUUUUCUAGAAAAAGAGGUGCCAGAACUCACCAUGAAUACCUCCCUUGUUCUUUUAUAAUGGUAAUGGUGCCCACCUGAGAAGUGCCGGAACUGAGUCCCGGUGAGUCCCAGCUGGAAAAAAGCCCUUAGUUGUUGUAUUUGCCGAUCCAGAAGUUUACUUCAUGCCAGAAAAAAAAAUACAUGUGAAGCAGUCCUUCUGUUCCUCCCUCACCCGACCUGAUGGUCACAUUUGGAGCUGAGAAGUUUAUUGUCUCAAGCUCACUCUGGGUAUUGUGUGCUGUAGUGGUUAAGAAUGUUAGCCUAGGGCCUGGGAGACCAGCGUGCAAAUCCACAUUCGGCUGUGAAGUUCACUAGGGCCAAUCACUGCCUCUCAGCCUAACCUACCUCACAGGGUUGCUGUGCGAAUACAGUGAGGGAGCGGGGAACCAUGCAUGCUGCUUUGAGCUCCCUAGAGAAGUAAAGGUAAAGGUAAAGGGGCCCCUGACCAUUAGGUCCAGUCGUGACCGAUUCUGGGGUUGCGGCGCUCAUCUCGCUUUAUUGGCCCAAGGGAGCCGGCAUACAGCUUCCGGGUCAUGUGGCCAGCAUGACUAAGCCGCUUCUGGCGAACCAGAGCAGCGCACGGAAACGCCGUUUACCUUCCCACCGGAGCGGUACCUAUUUAUCUACUUGCACUUUGACGUUCUUUCUAACUGCUAGAUUGGCAGGAGCAGGGACCGAGCAACGGGAGCUCACCCCGUCGCAGGGAUUUGAACCGCCGACCUUCUGAUCGGCAAGUUCUAGGCUCUGUGGUUUAACCCACAGCGUCACCCGCGUCCCUUAAAGAAGUAAGUGGGAUAUAAAUGCAAUGAAUGAAUGCAUAUUUAGGCACAUGCCACAGUCUUCCUUUCCCACUCUCACAGGAGACUGAGUAGCUUGUUUCCACUCAGCCUCCUUGAAACCUCAGCUUUUCUCAGCCUUUCACAACCCAUCUCUUUGGAGCGUCUUCCUGCUUUUAUUUCCUUAGCGGAAGGGAGACAGCUGGGCCCGGGAGGGAGGGGGAACCGCUGCCUGCUGGGACGUUGAGCUGCAGCCAUAUGGGCCCCUUCAUUAAUCUUCCCUCGCACGCCACCCCCCAGCCACCCAUAUAAAGAUGGUGUGCCCUAACUGUGCCAAAAGGGGCAGGUUUUAUUAUAGAUGCCCAUUAUUUCCAUGGAAUUACAUGGGCAGCCUUAUCCUGACCGAGGCCAUCGCUUCAUGACCUUCCUCUACAUUUCCAGAUUGCCGCUGCUGACAUCCCACCCUCUGCCCAGACACCCACCUGCUCAUUUUCAUGUCUCGCACGCCCUUUGGGGGAGGGGGUUCUGAGGAAGAAGGAUAUUUCUCCCUUUGCGUGGCGACUUUUGUGUAUCUGUUGCCAUUCACAGUUCAGUUCCUUCCCCAGUUGGGAAAUUUUUUAUCCCCCCCCCCAAAAAAAUACAGUGAAAAACUCACACCCUUCCUGGGGGGAAAAAACUGAGAGGGGAGGUGGGUAAGGAUGAGAAGAAGCGUGCUCCCCCCCCCCUUUUUAGCAUGUUCUUGCCAAAAUACUUUUCGCCAAGCAGCAAUGACAGCCUGUUAGAACUGAAUGGUGUGAUUUCUCCUCACAUUUCUGAAUGAAUCAUCCUGCAAUUUAAGCUAAAGAGAUGUUUGGUUUGCAGUGCCUCCCGCUUCCCCUCUUUCUACUGAUGUGAUGCGUGAGUCAGGCACAAAUGUGAAAAGUUGGAAUUAUCCCCAUAAAUGCCCACUUUGGGGGGCACAGCCUAAUCUAGUUCCUGGCUCAUUUUUUAGAAGUAUAUUUACCUUUUAAGGACAAGGGGCAUUUUAUAAGUUCAUUCUUACUUAUUUUUGCUCUUCGGCACGGGGUCUUUAAAGCAGACCACAACCGUUUGGUUUAAACUUAUGUUUAAAUGGUAAGUUUUUUUCACUGCGAAAAUGACAGACAAUCAAAGCAGUGGAACUAAAAUCCACACAUUGUCACAGCUAAACAGUGGGUGCCACCUUAGAUUUGUUCAGAGGCCUUGCAGAAUGAAAAAAGGUAUUGACUAACCUCCAAACCAAGCUUGAUAAGCCUCUAGUUGCAAAGGGUUUCACAGAAGUGACCCUUUACUUUCCUGGUGUACUUCUCUUCUUUGCCCUGUUGCUCAAGAAUCCAGAUUCUGCAAACCAAAUCCUAUAUCCAGUAAACCAGUAUUAUUUAUUAUAUCUAUAUGCCACCUUUGCUCCAGCAAGCUCUCCUCUGUCUCAUCUGAUCCCCACAACAACCUUGUGAGGUAGGUUUCCUAGGAAGCUUCGUGGCUUCUUUUUCACAUUGUUGUACCUCCAAAAGUUGUAUUUCCAUAGCUAGAAAUGUUAUAGUAGCUUGGGAAGGCAAACCUUGGAGGAGGUGGCACUGUAAAUCAAAGUUAACAAAGAUCCGAACACAAGUAGCAUAAUAUGUGUAAUUUAGACCUGUUUAAUAAAUGUUUUCUAGAUAUAGUCAUCAUGCAAAUGCCUUGUGCACUCAUUGACAAGAACAGUGGAAACAAGGAGCAGGUUUUACUUCUUAUUGUGUGUUUCUCUCUAUCUAUUUUUCCUUAUAUCUCUAUAAGGUAUGGUUAUCAGAUGUCCCCGUUUCCCGGGGACAGUCCCCAGAUUUCCAAAUCUGUCCCCGGAUAAAAUCCGUCCCCGGAAUGUCCCCGGAUUUCAUUUAGUGUCCCCGGAUUUAUAUUUUAAGUGUUGUAGAUUUAUUAGUAGGGAAGGAAUGUUGUGUGAUUGGUUCAGUGGCACAAAACACAUCAUAUGGGGACUUCCGGCGAGGCAAAAUGGCGGGUGCCACGGCAGCGAGCAGCUCCUGAAGCCAGCCAGAGCCAACUGCACUACCAGGCUGGCUCCGGGCUGCUGAGACUGCCAUUGCCGCCCCCACUGCCAAGGGGGAACUAGGGACGCCCAGCGCAUCAACUGGGAAAACCACUGACACACACCCCCGUGACCCAAAUCAAGCCAGGAGCAAGAGCACCUGGCCACCCGGCCGACUGCCCAGCGGUGCUCCAGGGCCAGGAAAAUCCUGGAGCUAAUGCAGGGAGGAGAGGAGACAGAGAAGGGAGAGAGAAAAAGAGAAAGGAGAAAAAAGAGGGGAGCCCUGACCUUGACAUGCCACUGCUGCUGCCACUAAGGAGGAGAGGUAGGAGAGCACCGGGAGGGCAAGGACACGUGGCCGAGCCCAGGCCUAACCUGAGCCUAUUCCAUGGCAGCUAGCGCUUCAAGAGAGCAGGCCAGGGCCCAGAGGAAGGUCGCGUGACAGAGGAGACCACAGAAGAGAAGACAUUACUUCUUCUUUUUUAAUAAAUAAUUUUUUAAAAUAACUCCCCCCCCCCUUUUUUGUGUGUGUCAGGGAUGAUGGCCAUUGUAGUAGAGGUACUAAGUCGAGGAAGACUGGAGUACAGAUUCCUGCCUUUUUAGCACUAAGACUGAAAGCUCAGAGAGGAGAAUAUCCCUGGGGAGAUUAGGUCCCCUGAGUUUGUCUUGCAUUCUACUGAAUGUCUAAUUUUGAAGGCAAAGUGGUGUGAGUUGGUUACCUGGAACCUAGUGGAAGUUCUGGGCUGCUUUUGGGUACCAAAAUGUGCGGGUAGUUGUUGUGGUGCAGCAAGGCGAAUAAACUGCCGUGUCCUCUAGUUCUUCUUUAAAAUAGUGUUCUUGUGCCACUCAGUUGGCCUCUCAAUGUCUCUCUUUCCCCCCCUCCCCGCACCCCCAGACUUCCCAUGCUAGCAUCUAAACGGACUUUUUAUAUGCCACUGGUAGAUGGAUGCAGCAAAGCGCUGCAUAUGCCAAUGUUUGUUUCCAUAGUAACUAAUGCACUUCAGAGAAGGAGAAAUAGGAUAGUCAGGAAGGACAAGGGGGGAAAGAUCACAAUAAAACUGGCACAGCGAGUGUAGAUGCCGAAUGCUUGGAAUAUUUUCUGACAGAGGUUUCGGCUCACAGAGCUCCCCUAAACUUGAGUGGUUUUUAGUGUUUUGGCUUCUGAGUGCCUCAUUAGCCACAAUCGUCAUUAACCACUUAUCAUUAUUAAACACUCUCAUCUACAAAGGUUGAGCUCAGGGAACAGGGCAUACCUCUAAAUGUUUGAACAGUUUGUAGUUAUUUGUCCCAGGUUUCCUGUGUGACCUUGAAAAUGGAUGGUGAUCAUAGAGUUGUAGAGACAGAAGGGACCCUGGGGGGUCAUCCAGCUCAACCCCCUGGUGGCCACAGACCAAGGGUAACUCAGAGUGGUGUGAGCUAUUGUUCUGUAUUGUGUGGCCCAAAGUAAGGAGACCAUAUGCUGAUUAAAUCUGGCACAGAAAUGUGCCAGACAGCCCAAACCUAUCCCUGCCUCUACUCAGAAGUAAGCCCCCACUGAAUUCAAUGGGACCUACUUCCUGCUAAAUGUUUGCAGGAUUGCAGCCUAAUCUUAACGGUUCAUACUCACUUCUGAACAACCCCACUACAAAUAUAGUUACGCCUUCUUUGGGGGGUAUUGAUAUGAUUCCCCAUGUGGUUUUCAUAAAUUAAUGUCAGCCCCACGACUUCACCUGCUCCAGGUGAGCUCUACUGAAACAAAUGGAUGUCGCCUAGUAGCCACAUUUGGCCGACUGGUGAUAUGUGCCAGUGGACUCCUGGACCCUUCUGAGGCAACAGUUCCAUCUCUUGGAGCGAAAUCAUUAGGAGAGCAUCUCUCCUUGUUUUGAAACUAAUUAAACAUUUGGAGUACUAUUAGUACAAUGGAUGGCAGUUUUACACAGCAUCAGCAACUCUGAAGAGAGAAGGUGAAUGGAUAUUGUGGAGUAAUGAACUGGGAGUCGGGGGCAGAAAUAAAUAAGGAAUCGCGUUCAGGAGACAAAGAGCUGUUUCCUCCCCAAAUCCCAUGAGAAAUUAACUGUUUGUCGGGGUUUUCCUGUUCUUCAGAAAACCCGGAGUAAAAGAGCUCAGACUUACAUACUCUUCUGCCUGCUUUAAUACUCUGUUACUCUUAUUAAUUGUGUAAACAUUUUAAAAAAACUAUUUCUGAGGGGGUGUGGAUGGACAAAGAUAAAUGUCAGCCCAGUCCUCAGCAGGGCCUCUAUUUAUCUGGUCCGGUGCAGCAAUCACCUCACCAUCUCUAACAAGGGCAACUGGCAGGGCUUUUUCCCCAGCUGGAACUUACCGGAACUCAGUUCAGGCACUUCUCAGGUGGGCGUCAUUAUGAGAGAACAGGGGAGGCGUUUGUGAUGAGUUCUGGCACCUCUUUUUCUAGAAAAAUAGCACUGGCUACUGGUAACCAGGUUUACUUUUUAUGGUUUGCAAACCAGCUUCUAACCUUGGUUCCAACUUUCAGUUGAAAACAUAACCUUGGUUAGCUUUAGCCAUGGUGAGUGUGAAUGCAGAAAUAAAUAGGGUGUUCUCCAGUUUGUGCCUUUGAACCCAUGAAAGGGCUUUUGAUCUGUGCAGGUGUCUACUAAUGAAAGAGGAAGGGGUGCAAUUUUUGGAGAUUCCCCUCUGCCCCCUGAAGCCACCUUCCACCUUGUUCUGAAUGGUUGCCAUCAUCCCAGACCAUUGGCCAGGUUGGGAGUUGGGGUCUGACCACAUCUGGAGGGCCACAGGUUUCACCAUGGUUUGAUCCUGGCUUGUUCUCUCUUUAACUGUAGUUAAAAACAAAAAACGACCAUUUCCCAAGACUGGACAUAAUGGGCAUAAAAUCAGAAGGGGAAGCUUUUGAUCUUUUAACCAGGGCUACGAAAGAGGAAGAGGAAGGAUGCAAAGACUCUCUGUAGCUCUUUCAUGUAAUGGGAAGCUGCUUUUUUGGUUAUGUUCAAUGUUAGCCAUCAGUUGAUCUGAAGGCUGCUUAGCUGGGACAGAAAGCUGAAUAAGAAGCAUGAGGGAUAAAGCCAGAGCAGCAAAAUCUUUAAAAACUACAGCUCCUUCCUUCCUUGUCACAGCUGUAUUUGUGAAGUUCAAAGAUAAGGCACAUUUUUUGUGUGUAUUUUAGAAAAAGGCUAUAAUAUGCACCUCUUCGCACUGCCUGGACAGCACAUUCCCUGCAGUGAUACUGCAUACCGCUCUGUCAUCCCAAUUUACCUUCACAGCCCAACGGGAUAAUCCCCCUUUUGUUUUGCCGAACAGCAUGAAGGCAAAAUAUUGGAGAGUUCUCAAUGAAGCCAUUGUUGGUUUCUCUGAAUGGCAUAGUGCAAACAUACAAAUCAUAGAGACAGGAAGGGGGCAUCUUUCUGAAUAAAGACAUUGUGUCUCACCUUGCUUGGGAGAGACCGUAAAAGGGAUCCCCCAUACCAGAAGGUGAGCAUUGGACUAGUUGGGUACUCAGGUUUCUUGACAUUAAAGGAACUUUUUUUGACUUUUCAACAGAACGCCAAACAGAGAACUUGAUGGCCCAUUUAUUAAAAAAAACAAGCCCUCCUUUAGCUGCAGCUGUGUGUAUAUACUUACCUCCUGGGUUCCCUUCACAACCUUCCUUGAAGGGCACUUGAUGCUCUUUGGAGGAUGUUGCCAUGCAGCCAGCGAAGGGGGUGCCAAAUAUUCUCUCCCUCUGCCCGUGUCAGACAGAAUAUUGCUUCCUAGUUAAAAGCGACCCAGUGCUAUGGGUGACUUCAAAGGUUAAGUUGGUUUCCGGGGUUGAAAACUUUCCUGGUAUGUUCUGAGUAAACAUUUCAUCCCACCAAGGACACCAAGGUGCAUGUUAGGUAAAACUGUAUUUAAUUGUAGAUCAGUCCUUUUGCUACUGGAAAAGCCACUUCAGGAGGAGUCAAUUGGGCCUGGGAAACUCACCCCUCCAGUAAUGUACAGUCAUACCUCGGAAGUCAAACGCCUUGCAAGUUGAACGUUUUGGCUCCCUUAUGGCACAAACACAGAAGUGAGUGUUCCGGUUUGCGAACUUUCUUUGGAACCCAAAUUUCCGACGUGGCUUCCGAUUGGCUGCAGAUUGGUUCCCGACGUUUUGGAAGUCGAACGGACUUCCGGAGCAGAUUCCGUUCAACUUCUGAGGUAUAACUCUAGUGACAAAUUCAGAAGUGCAGGGUCCCUUCAGGGUAUCUGUAGCCAAGUCUCUCACAGCCACACUUCUUUAUAAUUAAUAAUAAUUUAGGGUGCAUUGCAAUGAUCAGUGCAGACCUCCAUGUGUUUCCUUUCAGCUAGACCUACCAUUUUCUGUGUGGAUAACAUGGGGAAAUAAUUUGGAGUGCUCUUUCACAGUGACUUGAGCCUUUAUCAAAGUCCCAUUGUUCGUAACAGAACUUGUAAACCGUUCUCUUGAAACCUUGCGCUUUCAGUGUUCUUAAAAGCUUAGCUUUGGAGUGUACUGAACACCUUAUUAGGUAUGAUGAUUCCAACCAGCACCAAUUUGGAUGCCUCUGAAGAUCUUGUUGCCCAAGUCAUACUCCGCUGGUAGAGCAUGAGACUUGACCACAUAUCACCCUCAUGGUCCCUUCCAACUGCACAAGUCUGUGAUUCUAUGACAUCCUUAAAUAAGCAAAUAAAUAACAAACCAUGAUGCCUCUGAACAUAUCAGGGGAAAUCCAUCCUGAUGGGUGGGGUAUAAUAAAUAAAUAAAUAAAUAAAUAAAAUAAAAUAAAAUAAAAAACAUAAAAACAUAAAAAAUAAAAUAAAAUAAUAAUAUCGCUGUCAUAAUCAUCUACCUUUAGACACCAGACACCACAUCAAAUCGAGAUGGCAGUCCAAAUAAACCAUAAUUAAACUUUAGACACACACAUCCCAUUAAUCCAGAGCUGGGUCAGGUGUUCUUUGGAUCAGGUCAGAGCCUAAAACAAUAUAAAACGUGUAGUUUAAAAAAAUCACAAUAUGUGUUGGUUUUCUAUAUAAAAAAUCACAGCAUCUAUAUAAAAAAAUCACAACAUGGUUUCCUCGGAUUCUUGGUCAGUACCAGAUGUUUCUUGCUGGAAUAUAUAUAUACCGUAUAUACUUACCAGUGUUUGCUCUCUUGUUUUUUGCAGGGCCCUGUCCGUAUGGCUCCUGAUCUUGCCGCGUCUCCUGCCGUGGGAUACGUCUCCAUAAACCAGAAACCUGAAGCCGUGGUGCACGCUAUGAAGGUAAGGGGAGGGGUGUUUUGCACGCAUUCAUCUGGGCUUUGCAUUCCAGCUCAAGAGAGGAAGACAAUGCGGAGGGGGAAUCAGAGACUCUGGGCUGAGAAAUAGCUGAGCAGGUGUGCUCUUUUUAUUGACAUAAAAAGAGCUUUGCUAGAUCAGGCCUAAAGCCCAUCUAGUCUGCCACCCUGUUCUCCCAGUGACCAACCAGUUGCCCAUGAGAAGCCCACAAGCAGGACCUGGGCACAAGAGCCCUCUCCCCAUCUGUGGUUUCCAGCAACUGGCAUUCAUAGAAUCUUAGAGCUGGAAGGGACCAGGAGGGUCAUCUAGUCUAAUGCAGGAGUCUCAGCUAAAGCAUCCAUGGCUGUCCAUGGCAUUUCAGAUGGCUGUCCAACCUCUACUUAGAAACCUCCAAGGAAGGAGAGAAGUAUACAGCCUGUGGCAGUAGGCUAGUAGCCAUCGAUCGCCCUCUCCAUUAAUUUGUCUGACCGUCUUUUGAAGCCAUCCAAUUUGGUGGUCACCAUUGCCUGGCUUGCAACUGAUAUUCAGAGGCUGACUGUCUCUGAUACAAGACGUAGCACCCACCAACAUGGCUAGCCUCAUCCUCCAUGAAUUUGCCUAAUAAUAAUAAUUUAUUAUUUAUACCCCACCCAUCUGGUUGGGUUUCCCCAGCCACUCUGGGAGCCUCCCAACAGAAUAAUAAUAAUAAUAAUACAGUGGUACCUCUGUUUAUGGACGCGAUCUGUUCCGGGGUGCUGUUUGCACCCCGAAAAGUCUGAAAGUAGAGCGCCACUUCUGCGUGUGACGCGAUACAGCGUUCCUGUGCAUGCGCGAAGUGCACAGAACGCUCCUGCGCAUGCACGAAGCGGCGAACCCAGAAGUACAGUGGUACCUCGGGCUAAGAACGUAAUUCGUUCUGGAGGUCCGUUGUUAACCUGAAACUGUUCUUAACCUGAAGCACCACUUUAGCUAAUAGGGCCUCCCGUUGCUGCCGCCCCACCGCUGCACGAUUACUGUUCUCAUCCUGAAGCAAAGUUCUUAACCCGAUGUACUAUUUCUGGGUUAGCGGAGUCUGUAACCUGAAGUGUCUGUAACCUAAAGUGUCUGUAACCUGAGGUACCACUGUAAACACUUCCGGGUUUGCCGCAUUCGUAACCAGAAAAAAUGCAACGUGAAGCAAACGCAACUCGAGGUAUGACUGUAAUAAUAAAGCGAUAAAACAUUAGACAUUAAAAACUUCCCUAAACAGGGCUGCCUUCAGAUGUCUUCUAAAAGUCAGAUAGUUGUUUAUUUCCUUCACAUCUGAUGAGAGGGCAUUCCACAGGGCGGGCGCCACUACAGAGAAGGCCCUCUGCCUGGUUCCCUGUAACCUCACUUCUCGCAGGAAGGGAACCGCCAGAAGGCCCUCGGAGCUGGACCUCAGCGUCUGGGCAGAAUGAUGGAGAUGCUCCUUCAGGUAUACUGGGCCGAGGCCGUUUAGGGCUCUAAAGGUCAGCAGCAACACUUUGAAUUGUCCUCGGAAAUGUCCUGGGAGCCAGUGUAGGUCUUUCAAGACUGGUGUUAUAUGGUCUCGGCGGCUGCUCCCAGUCACCAGUCUAGCUGCCUCAUUAGUUGUAGUUUCCGGGUCACCUUCAAAGGUAGCCCCAGAUAGAGCACAUUGCAGUAGUCCAGUGCUACAUUAUAAAGCCAUUGCUACAUCUUGGGGCAGCAAAUUCCCCAGAUCACCUCUGUCUCGUGUACUUUAUUUUGUCUGUUAAGAGUUCACACGCAUGAGCUUAGGCUACUCCCUCACGAUGGCAGCAGAAAGAGCAUGACAACAUCAGAUAGGAAUAGCCGAAGCUUCUCUGACUGGGCCCCGUGUUCCUCGGACCAGUGUUGACACUGGUGUUCCCCACAGGAAAUGGAAACCUCUAGCUCUGCCGUGGGGAAUUCUGGGAAAGAGGAGAGUCAGAAACCUCUUUUCUAUGCUGAACGCUACAAAAGUGAUCACAAACCAAAUCCUCCACUUUGCCGUAGCCACGUACGCACAGACUAAAUGUCACAUCGCUGUAUCUGUAUCGUCCCCCCGAGACCAUUGUUUUCAUUAUCCACGAGUUUCAGUGCUGCGCAAAGCACUCUUAAUGUACCAGACCCGAGGGCACUUAGAUAAUCUUCCAGGGUUGCGAUGCUGUGCAUAGAUACCAAGGAAAGGGGGGUGGGGAGGCGAGAGAGAAAGCUUGCUCAGCUGGCAGAAUCAGCUUGUAUUUCUGGGUCCAGAAAUCUAUUUUUAACAGAACAGACUCCGAACGCUGCAUUUCAUCAGGGCGCAUUGACAGAGAAAACUGCUGAGCAUCUUCCAGUGGCACAGCUGUUGGAGGCCCAGAUCCCCUAAAGCGCAGCCUUUCCAAGGGUUGCCACCUUAUAUUCACGGCCCUGCUCCUCUGCCACUAGCAGCCCGAGAUGCAGGAAUUGAGCAGAUGAGUUGUUUUCCGUUGUUUCCUUCGCGGGUCUUUAAUAAGCUUCACCUUAAUUUCUGUUUGUCAGGCUUCUGUCGAAGGCACAGGGCAAGGUCAGAGAGGAAAGGUGGCAACGCUAGGAGAAAAUUGCCCGCUGAGUGUUGCAACCUUUCCAUCCUGCCAGCGGCUUUGUGUUUUUCUACAUCUGUAUGAUUUGGACUCGUUCACCUCUUGGGGGGGGGGGGAAUUAUCAAACAGCUUAUAAAAUCCAUUAAUAAUAAUAUUGCUGGGCAUAUGUUUAACAGGAGCAGUUUCCUGCAUCCAUGCAUCUUCAUGCAAUACAAUGCAAGCAGAUAGGAGGUUUUUUCCCCUUGCCACAAAUCCCUGUAGUUAACAUUUUACACUGGGGGAAGCAAUAUGAGGAUGCAAUAUAGGGUUAGGUUACUGGAGGGUUUCAUGCAACCUAAUGGAGAGUCUCAGCCUGGAGUACAUACAUGUGGCCGUGUGCAUUCAUUCAGCUACCAGCAUGAUAUUUCUGGGGCUGGGAUUUGAUUAUCCAGGCUGAUGAGUAUCGCAGGCGUGCCCAGACCAACGAGUCGGUUUCGCAGCCUGCAUCCAGCUUGAUCAAUAAUUAAUUCCUUCCUAUUCAUUAGAGAUCUAUUUUUAUUUGCAAGCUUGUAAAUGCCGCUUGCUUGCUUGCUUCCUCUGGUGUUCCUGCGCCCCCUUGCAAAAAAGAGAGGAGCCAACGGAUUGAAUUAAUUUAAGCGAAACCGUACAGUCAUGCAAAAUUGCCAUUGGUUCAAAAUAUGUCGGUUAAGCUAGUGGAUAAUGCAAUUUCCAAAGUAGGUUAAGGGCCCUAAGAGAAUGACCUAUUUUUGUAACUGAGACUUCCGAGGCACGGCAGGAAAGGGAAGCAUUGGUCCAGUUCAAAGCGGUCAGUGCGCAAAGCGCAGUGCCACCCGCUAGAACGCUGAGUGGAGAAUUUGUGCCUGGUUUUACAGAGUGUUGUGUUCAUCUGAAUCAAAACAACCCACAUUCGUUGCGGUGUUAACCAUAAUUCUGUCACCGAGUUUGGGGCGGGGGGGAGUGGAAGCUUGAUUCUUCAAUCGGAAUUACAAUGUGGGUGAUUAUUAUGCUCGUGUCACAGCACUGUCAGGAAUGUCCAACGUCAGGAAUUAACUCUUUCUUAUCAAAAGCACACUUGCAAGUUAGGAAAAGUCUUGCGUCUCUCAGGUGUGUACCCAAUAAGGCAGUUGCGGCAACAGGGAGGGGCCCCCCAGCUCAGCUUAUGUAUCUCCCCCACCUGAGCAGGCAGAGACAAUGUCUGUGUGCAACUUGCUUCAAUCUUCUUCUAGCCCUGGGAGACAGUGGAGGCAGGUGGGGGCAGGAGGAGAGGUGUGGCAGCCCCAGCCUGACCUUUCCCUCCCUCCCUCUUGACCUGCUCUUGACUCUCCAAUCCUGCAGCUCCUCCUGCCUCCGACUCUCGUCUCCUGGCUGCUACAGGCUACCACGGAUCCCUUCUUCCCAGUCAGUCUCCAGCCCACCUUCUCCCAGUGCCCAUGCAUCCAGCCACCACCCCUCAGUGUCCAGCCAGUCCUUGACAGCUAGACAUGAAUGAGGAGUAGGGUGGUCAUGUGUCUCUUGCUUUACAGAGGACCAUCCUCUGUCUGAAGGAGUCCUCUGUCCAGUCCAGGCUUUCUUUAUAUUAAAGAUAAAGAACUCCAAGAAGGGAGAGCAGGGGCCUUGAAGUUGCCCAUAUCCAUACCUGGGAAGCAGACUGAGCAGGUACACACAGUCACCUGGUCUUCCCCAUAGCAGCUAGAUGUAUUUCUGUUUAAAGUAAUGAUUUAUCUGUUUGUGUCUGUACACUUUAAUCAGCAUCACCUUCUGCAAAUCUGUAUACAGUCGUACCUUGGAGGUCAAACGGAAUCCGUUCCAGAAGUCCGUUCGACUUCCUAAAAGUUCGGAAACCAAGGCAUGGCUUCCGAUUGGCUGCAGGAAGUUCCUGCAGCCAAUCGGAAGCUGUGAUGGACGUUUGGGUUCCAAAGAACGUUCGCAAACCGGAACACUCACUUCUGUGUUUGUGCUGUUCGGGAGUUAAAAUGUUCGACUCGCAAGGCAUUUGGGAUCCAAGGUACGAUUGUACUCUUUUGUCUGCUCUUUGGCAGGUGAUGCAUAAGUGGCCACUCUGCUUUAUGCAGAGCCACACUGUCCAUCUUUGUAGCUCAGCAUUGUCCAACUUACUGGCUCAGAUUUAGGGUGGGAGUCUUGCCCUGGAGAAGUCAGGGAUUGAACCUGGAACUUUUUGCAUGCAUGGUAUCUAUCACUGAAGCUCCAGUCCUUCCUUAACCACUUAUGGACCACUCUUCCUUUACUGUCUUCUGUACCUAACUAUGACAGCAGAAGUUUGUCUCUUUUUACCAUACCUUGGCACGAUUUUGGAGCAGGAGAUCUGAGUCAGGCCACAGCUUUUUCCAGCUUAGUUACCUUGCACCUAAUUCUCUUUUGUGCCAGGAACUGCACAAUUCAAUGGCAAUAUGGGCAGCAUCCAGUGACCAUUUGCAAAAAGUGUGUAUGCAUAUGUUGAAAGUAGAUCACAUGUUCUCCCCCCCCGAACCCCCCUAGUGCUAACCAUUCAUUUCUAGCUUAGUGAUGUAUGCGGAUGGAACACUUAUCUCAAGCUCCAUAUGUUUUACUGGCAAUUAGACUUCCCACUCUCCUGUGUGUGUGUUGAGAUUUUGCCCUGUUUGCCCUCCCAACGUGGCAGACAGCAUGAGGAUGGAGUGGUCAUUCCACUUAGGGGUACCUUAGGGUCUAUCACUGUGUGACAUCAUUUUACAAUUUCAUGUCCAUUGUGUUUGUAGGUCCUUGAAGUCCAUGAGAAUUUGGACAGGCAAAUUCAAGAAAACUAUGAAGAAGACCUGAGUGAAAAGGAGAAAGCAAUUGUUCGUGAAAUGUGCAAUGUAAUGAACCCAUUUUCACAGUCUUUCCCAUUUCAGUUUUUCACUUCCAACUGUGGUGUUAAAUGCUGUCCAAUAUCUUGUUCUGUGUGUGCAGGCUUAGUCGCUUGUUGUCUUUGCAACCUGCAGAGAAAUUGGGUUACGAAUACUGUCAGUCAAAACGUUCACACACUCAGAAUGCUUGUGGGUGUAAGGUGGCAGAGGCUUACUGCAGUUUUACAGAAAUGUGACCAUCAUGGCUCCUUCCAUCCUCCCAGUCAUGGUCAUUAUAGUUCAACAUGGUGAUGAGAAUCACCUAUUGAAGAUCUUUUCCCUUAUCUGAUCCCAAAACCACAGUUCUUAAGGCUUCCUGUGAAUGGGAAUUGUUAUUAAAUCAGUUAAAUCUACAAUCCUAUAUACGGUUACAUGAGAGUUAUAACAUCUGAAGGGCACCAGGUUGGGGCUGACUUAGACCUCACAUAUGGAUAUAUGGACUGGUGUAUUUUGUGUGUUGAGUUAUGGUUGUGGUUUGGCUUCCUUCACUGAAAAAUGUGGGUGGGGAAAAUUCCAUUCAUGAAUCAGGAUUCCCAUAGCCAGAAUGGAUCAGUGCCUGUGUGUCUUAUUGGACUAUAAUUCAGAGAGUGUCUUAGUACUCUAGAGCAGCCUUUCACAACCUUGGGUUCCCUGAUGUUAUUGGGAGUCUCGGAGAAAGACGUGCUCUCCCAAGCCCAUGUUCCCAGCAUGUGGCACUCCUGUCUCCAGUGCCUGGAGGCAGACAGGUUGUGCUUCCAUAACAGUGACCAGAGGAGGAAUGGGCGCUGGGAGGAGCACAGAGAGAAGAAACGCCAUGGUGCAUCUGCAGCAACACAACCGGAUGCCUUCAUCUGCCACAGCUGCAGUGAAACAUGUCUCUCCCGUAUCAGUCUCUACAGCCGCAGUGGGUGCUGUAACUCUUGACUUCACCCUCAAGAGAUGUACUUCUCCAUUGUCUCCUGAGACAGAUGGAUAUCAACAAUCAGUCACAUUAUUUCUGACCGCUGCCCCUGCUGGUAAUGGAUGAUGGGCAUUGUAGUCCAAUAGGAUAUGAGGACCCAAGGUUGGGAAAGGCUAUUCUUGAAGGUUGUGCAUAACAAAUUGCUUUUGAAAGUCAAAAACUGUGGUCAUCUUUUACUUCCCCUUCUUUCCUCUUUUGCAAGUGAAAAGCCUCCCUGGAUCUUCAAUUUCAGACUGACCCAGUGCAUGUUUAGAUAGAUAGAUAGAUAGAUAGAUAGAUAGAUAGAUAGAUAGAUAGAUAUAGAUAUUCUUGGGAACCUCAACUGGGGCUUACCUUUAGUUAACUGUGUAUAGGACUGCAGCCCUGCAGCCCAGUCCUGUGCCAGUGAUCUCUCGAUAAGAGUGGGUAGGAUUUUACCUCCGCCUUGAAAUUCUCUGGUUUGCAUCCACUUGUUUUGACUAUUUCAGGUCUGUUCCCCUAAAAACAAAACAUAAACAAAACUUUGGAGCAUUACACCGCUCGUGGGGCCACCUAGGGUAACAGUUAUGGUUGAAAGCUCAUACUCCCCAGUGGGAUCUGGUCCAAUUUAGAAGCUUUCAGUAGAUGGAAACCGCUAAUCUUUGUAUGAUGUGAACACCCUGGGCUUGUGGGUUGCCACAUGGCACGAAGCCAUAAGCACCAAUGACAAAAGAAGCCCUGCUUCUUUAAGCGCACUCUGUUGCACGGGAAAGGCAUCGUGGUUUUUCCCACACACAAAGAGUGAAAAAACGUUCCAGGAUACGUCCCUGGAAAACCGCUGUGAACCUUAGACCUGGGUGGUUUCCCACAAACCAUCUUGCCAUUGCAAGUGCCAUCAACUAAUCCCCCCUCUGGGAUGUGAAGCACUGCGGAAUGUGCUCUGUUGUUCGACAAUGAAAUCUGUAAUCUGUCUUUAGAAAAAGCUUGCUUUUGGUGCAGGGAUGUGAGGGCUGCACCUCAAGAGGCUAUCCUUUUUAGCUUCUCUUUUUAAAACAAAAUAAUGAUGUUUGCACAGCCUGAGAUAUUACGACAAACGAGGAAAUCUUCUCAGGAAUGCUGCCGACACUUCCUGGUCUUUUGAAAUGGACUCCCCAAACAGACCUUGCCAAACAGACCUGGCCCAAGAGCCUGGUUUGGCUGGCGAGCUUUCUGGAGACCAGGGAUUUUUAAAGGGCUCAGUAAUCUGAGCCCUGAACUGGUAAUGCAGCCCUUCGUAAUGCAGCCCUCUCUUUCGCUCGGUUGCUUUGGAAAAGGAAGGUGUCUUAAGGAAAUUGUCCAAGACGCGUAAUUUUGCUGGGGCAGAGCUAUGGCUCUUGCCUGGGAGCAGGGGUGGCUAAUAAUAAUAAUAAUAAUAAUAAUAAUAAUAAUAAUAAUAAUUUGUUAUUUGUAUACCACCCAUCUGACUGGGUUGUCCCAGCCACUCCAGGUGGCUUCCAACAAAUUGUGAAACCACAGUAAAGCAUCAAACAUUAAGAACGAAUAGGCUCUAGUCCAAAACAGCUGGAGGGCGCUCAGUUGGAGAUGGCUGCUCUAAGCAUUUUUGGAUUUCUAAUGCAAGGCAACUUUGUGUCUGAAGGGCACACAACUUGCUCCGCUUUGGAAGCAAUGCUUGAUGAAGGGAACAUGACUCUUGCAAGCUUGCCAGCAACUGACCUAGCUCUGAACUCAACUUCUGAGCCUAAUUUGCUGGUUUGAUACCAUUACCUAAGGCAUCUCUCCCUCUCUAGUUCUAAUUUUGGGAGACUUUAACAAGAUCAGCAUUUUAAACCUGUCAGCCAAUGUUAUCUCGGGAUCUGGUUGCCACCUAGUGGAUCAGAGAGGAAUCUCGCAAACCCAGCUGGGGCCAGGAAUUCCUCGGAAUUGCAAGCGCUUAGCUGCCGUAGGGUCAUUUACGGCCUUUACCUUUAUCGUAUCUUCGGACAAUGAAGUCUUAAAACUGUUGUAGGCCGCCCUGAGUAGCACAUAUAGGCACUAGAAGGGUGGGAUAGAAAACUCUGUACAAAUGCAGAUAAAAUAAAUGGUAACAAGCACCCUCUCUUUCCUUUUGCUCUUAGGUCGUCUGGCGGAAACUGGGAGAUGCAGCAAGCUCCAAACCGUCCAUCAGGCAACAUCUUUCCGGAAACCAGUUCAAAGGCCCGUUAUAA
Molecule: messenger RNA, 52717 nt
Organism: Podarcis lilfordi (Lilford's wall lizard)
Lineage: Eukaryota; Metazoa; Chordata; Lepidosauria; Squamata; Lacertidae
Source: the annotation of a GenBank genome assembly